Molecule: messenger RNA, 88849 nt
Organism: Pelobates cultripes (western spadefoot toad)
Lineage: Eukaryota; Metazoa; Chordata; Amphibia; Anura; Pelobatidae
Source: the annotation of a GenBank genome assembly
CUUAUUGCCAGCAGGGGGCAGCCAUGUUUCUGCUCUCAGUCAGUCAUGUCUGACAGUGAGGAGGUAGAGCAGCCCAGCUGUGCCCGCUUUCGAGUGAUCCCCCAGGCCGUUACCGGGCCGGACAGCACCCCUCUGGCUGGUCGCGAUGUGCCCCGGCAGUCCUCCCGCGCUCCCCCCGGCCUGCUGGCCCUGCCCCCCGGUCUCCCCCUCCGGUUUGACAAGAACAUCAAGCAGGCUUUCUAUAACACUGGGGCGCUGCUGUUCGCCGCCGGGUGCUGCGGGGCCGCCGUGCUGGUCUACUUCAUCCUGGAAGCCUUCCUCAGGCCGCUGCUGUGGGCAGCUCUGUGCGGCACCUUCCUGCAUCCCUUUAAGACCUCGCUGACAGGCCUGGGCCGCCGCUGGCUGAGCCGCUUACAGCGCCAGGGCUCUCCCAUCGUGCUGGCCACCAUGCUGCUGCCGGUCAGCUUCGCCAAUCACUGCCUGGAAGCCACCGGGGAGUUUGUAGCCCGCAGGCUGCGCUUACUGGUCCCCGUCCUGGCCGGGUUCCCCGCCAUUUACUGUCUGUACCUGGCAGGGAGCUACCUGGGGGUGAGGGAGCUGCUGGCACAGCUGUGCUGUAUGAUCUGUGGGGCCCUGGAGUACUUCAGCACCCUGUGGGUGAGUAGCGGGCAGCUGGUGUCAGGGGGGGGGGAAGGUUUGGGUUGGUCAGACAAGAGAAGCAGUUUAUAAGUGUGAUGGGAGUGGUAGUUCUAUAACAGGUGGGAAUCUACUUUUUGUCCACCGUUUCCUUAGAGCACUUGUGAUUGUUGUUGACUGUCUUGCCCAUGAAGUCGAGCUAGCCUCCAGUAGUUUAGCUGGCGGAGAACUGCGAGAAAAGCUGGAAUGAGCGAAAUGUAAACCUCCCAUGCCAGCGUUCUCGGUUAGUUUAUACAAGAUCUAGUUUAUGCUUGUAUAUUUGGAGUAAUAAGCAGUAUUGUUUGUAGACUUGUCCUGAUUUGUAUCUCUAUAUCGUUGGUAAAUUGAACCCUGAUUUCCAAAAUGUUGGUACAAGUAGUAAAGCUGUGGCUAAAGUUGGAUACGUUGUUGUUUGUUGUUUUUUUUUUUUUUUUUUUUUUUGUUCAGCUGUUUACUUUAAAUUUUGCAAAGCAGAUUUUCAAGCACAACUGACUCGAAAAAUUCUCUAAAUCAGCUGUAGCUAAUAAACCCUGUCUUUAGAAAUUCGACUUUCAGUAAAACGCAAAUCCCCUGUUCUUUCAUAUAUAUAUAAGAGCAUCUUGCAUAGAGAUAAUCCCAAGUAAAUUUCAAAUUUUAGGCCAGAAUAUCUGAAUUGGAAAGAUUCAAAUCAGCAAUACUUUCAGUUCUGCUAUUUUAGCUGAAAUAUAAAAAUCACUUUUAAAACAUUUUGAAUUCUCAACAAAUCAAUCUUGAAAUCUGUAUGCUCAUAUCCACUUUGCUGAUCAGAGCCAGUGCAAGGGUACUUGCUGCACUAGGUAACAAUACAUUUUGACACCGGUCAUGAAUGCAACUACAUUCCCUCAGAGGUUUAUUCACUAAACUCUGAAUUACACUGAAGAGACAUUUAGGGAAAGAGGCACACUGAAUAGAUAUUAAAGGGAAACUAUCGUGCCAGGAAAACAAACUUGUAAUCCUGGCACUAUAGCUUCCCCUCCGUCAAGCGCUCCCCUCGUGGUGCUGCAGGGGUUAAAAACCCCUUUUGUCACUUACCUGGAUCCAGCACCAAUGUCUUUUGUGCUGGCUUGGGUCCGCCUUCGCUCCUCAAUGGCCGCAUUUGCAGUGGUAUUUCCGUGACGUUUGGUUUUGCGUGACACUGGACGGUGCAUAGCCACUAGAGGGGUUAACCCUGAACGGUAAUUAUUGCAGUUUCUUAAAAAUUGCAAUAAUUACCUGUGCAUUGUCACUUACACAAUCUCACUAAUACACACACUCACUGGCAUACACACUUACACAUUUUAACUCUGUCACUCACUGACCUACAGUGUCACUUGCGCCCUCACUGACCUACAGUGUCACUUGCGCCCUCACUGGCCUACAGUGUCACUUGCGCCCUCACUGGCCUACAGUGUCACUUGCGCCCUCACUGGCCUACAGUGUCACUUGCGCCCUCACUGGCCUACAGUGUCACUUGCGCCCUCACUGGCCUACAGUGUCACUUGCGCCCUCACUGGCCUACAGUGUCACUUGCGCCCUCACUGGCCUACAGUGUCACUUGCGCCCUCACUGGCCUACAGUGUCACUUGCGCUCUCUCUCACUAAUACACACACAGUCACUUGCGUGCUGUCACCUAAGAAACACUGUCACUCAAACACAAAGUCACACUUUAUUUACACACACUAACACGCUCCCCCAUUUACAAACACGCACACAAUAAACAAUCCCCCUUAACCAUGCCAUACCUGGGUGCUGUGAAGAUUAGAAGAGGUCCAGGCAGCAGGAUGUUGCUUUUCUUUCUCCUGUGGGAGAAGGAGAGCCGUGCACUGUGAGCACAGGCUACUUCCUGCUCCCUUCACCGUGCUUCCAGGGUUCACAGGCAGGGGGCAGCAGGGAUACCAGGUCAUAUCCAGGCUCAGUGCUCUGAUCGGGUUACAGUAAACCCCACUGCCCGAGCAGAUAAUCGGCUGCAGAGGAGCCCAGCAGCUGAAUGGCUGCCCUGGGGGGUGGCUAAGGACCCGCUUGUCCAGCACGCCAGCCCCAGACAGCUAUAGCAAGGCAGCCCACUGGGAAACCUCUCGGUGGGCACCCCCAGAGGCCGGCGCCCCAGGAGAAUGCCUUCUUCACCUAAUGGUAGCGCCGACCCUGUACCUUGCUCAAAUACUUUGCUCAAAUACCACUUUGCUGAUCAAAACAUUCUAAGCACUGUAACUGCUGCAGUGCGCUGAUUGGUUUUUGUGCCUGAAUCCUGAGCCAGUAUAUAUGGACAUAUAUCACAGAGCAGAGGUGGUCAUUGCGGGAAAAGUUUGACUACAGUAAAUGGAGCUGAGUCAAGCUCCUCCAUUGGUGAAAGAAGGUCGAGCAUAGGAAAAUACACAAGACAAAGUAGCUCCUACUUUUAAUGAAAACUAGCUCAGAUAGGAAGAAAAUAACAUAUUCUGAAUGCAGAAGAGGAAGCAGAUGGGGAAAGGUUAGUUCAGAAUGACAGUGCCGCUUUAAGAGGUUUCAAUGCAGAUUACAAAAAUAUUCUGCCUUUAAAAGGUGCAUUUUGAAUAUAAAAUCCAUAAAUAUAAAUGUAGACAAUGUAUUUUUGGUGUUAGGAGUGCCUACCCCUCCCCUCUCCUUCCCCCUCCCCCUUUUAAGUAGUCAAAUCAUUUUAAAACGGUUUGGGGUUUGCCAGGUUCUUCCACUACAGCAUAAGAGAGCAGGAAGCUUUCUGAUCAGCUGACUCUUAGCUCAGGAGAGGACUCCCGGUAAGAAGGGAAACUGUUCUAAAUAGGUUUGAUUACCUCCAAUGGGAGAGGGAGUUGCCAUGGCACUCCUGGUACCAUAGCCUCUAUAAAGCCUGCUAUAAACUUCCUCCUAUGCUCUUUGUCCCCUCCUCUGUGCCUACUCUGCUUUAGCUUGCUCCAUGUAGCGUAGGCGGACCGUGGCAGGAGCUUCCCUACCUCAUCUGCAAGGAAGCCGUUCUGUGAGCACAUCAUGCACAUCCUGUAAGACUGGGUAGGGGAACUCAAGCUCCUCUCCUGCAGUCUGCCUGCUCGGCGGCGCUACAUCAAGUGACUGGCAGGGAGACCUGUGCAAUGACCUCCCCUUCUUGUCUGCGAUACAAUCCAAUUGUCACCGACACCCUGUAUCACGCCACACCGAUCGGAAAGCUGUGAUCUAUACACUCAAACUGCUUCAAUAAGCAAAAAUUAUUUGGGUGAAUAUAGUGUUCAUUUAAGCUUGUCAAUUCCUUUGUUGUCACCAGUGCUCUUUCUAUGGAGGAUCCCGCGGUUUCUUAGGAUUCUCCAUAAACCUCAAUGAUGUACUCUUGUGCAUGUGGAGGAGCAAGCUGGUGGUGCCUGCGAGGAACUGGUUCAGGUAUAUAAAAUAUUUCAUUUAAAGGACCACUAUAGUGCCCUGAGGGUGCCCCCACCCUCAGGGUCCCCCUCCCGCCCGGCUCUGGGGAGAGGAAAGGGGUUAAAACUUACCUUUCUCCAGCGCCGGGCGGGGAGCUCUCCGCCUCCGAUCCUCCUCCUCUCCUCCCUUUCGGCUGAAUGCGCACGCGCAGCAAGAGCUGCGUGCGCAUUCAGCCGGUCUCAUAGGAAAGCAUUUAUAAUGCUUUCCUAUGGACGCUUGCGUGUAGUGAGAAGCACACAAGCGCCUCUAGCGGCUGUCAAUGAGACAGCCACUAGAGGAUUUGAGAGCUGGAUUAACCCCAUUAUAAACAUAGCAGUUUCUCUGAAACUGCUAUGUUUAUAAAAAAAAAAAAAAAAAAUGGGUUAACCCUAGCUGGACCUGGCACCCAGACCACUUCAUUAAGCUGAAGUGGUCUGGGUGCUUAUAGUGGUCCUUUAAAGGAACACUCCAGUGCAAAACAUUGCAAAUCACUGUUCACUACGGGGGGGUGGUGGGGUACAUCUUAAAAUUGCAGAAGCUGUUUCUUCACAGGGAUAAAACUUCUCAUUGAGAAGCCUCUAAAUUGGUGUGCUCAUCUGUGCACGCACAUCUUAUAUAAGGUAUGGAGGAGCUAAGAGAGCUGAUCUGAUGUCUGUGUGGGAGGAAGCAGGUGCAUUCAAGUACAAUGUUACAUAGCUGAAAAGAGACUUGCAUCCAUCAGCCUUCUUCACAUUUGGUUUUUGCUGUUGAUCCAAAAGAAGUAAAAAAAAAAAAAAAAAACAGUUUUGAAGCACUUCCAAUUUUGCAAAAAACUAGGAAAGAAUUCCUUCUUGACCCCAGAAUGGCAGUCAGAUUAAUCUCUGCACUUGUUUAGUGCCAUAAUAUUCUUCUUUAGAACAGGUGCCCAAAAUUGCAGAGCAUAUUUAGUAUGUGGUCUUAACAGUGAUAUAUAAAGAGGCAAAAUGAUAUUCCCAUCCCAAGAAUGAAUGCCCUUUUUCAUGCAUGACAAUACCUUACUGCUGAUUGACAUUGCACAUUGUUGCAUAGUUUGUCUAUAACAAUUCCCAAGUACUCUUCGUGUGUUGUUAUCCCUAAUUCGCUUCCAUUAAGGGUAUACGUUGCUUGUGCAUUCUUUAUGCCGAAGUGCAUAACUUAGCAUUUUUCAAAGUAAUAUCUUGCUCACAUUGUAUUACUUUACAGAGUUUAGUGUCAUCUGCAAACACUGAAACAUGACUUUCAAUGCUUUUUUUUUUUUUUUUUUUUUUUUUUUUCAAAGAUCAUUUAUAAACAUGUUAAAUAGGAGUCCCAGAACAGAGCCCUGAGGGACACCAUUUGCCACCUCUGAAAAUGUACCAUUAAUGACGACUCUUUGUACUCCAUUUUUAAGCCAAUGUUCUAAUCAAGAACCUAUUGUGUGGCACUGUAUCAAAUGCCUUUGGCAAAAUCCAAAUAGAUCACAUCCACUGCAACACCCUGAUCUAUACUUCUACUUACUUCUUCGUAGAAUGCAAUUAGGUUAGUUUGGCAUGACCUGUUUUUCAUAAAACCAUGCUGACCUUUGCUGAUAACCAUAUUCUUCUCAAGAAAUUCUUGAAUAUUAUCCCUAAUAACCUUUCAAAUACUUUUCCAGCCACAGAUGUUAAGGUCUAUAAUUUCCAGGCAAGGAUUUUGAAUAUAGGAACCACAUCUGCCUUCCUCCAAUCUUCUGGAACACUUCCUGAAGGAAAAGAAUAUUGAAAGAUUAAAAACCACUUAUUUCUACAGUUGGUUCCUUAAGUAUUUGUUGAUGAAUACCGUCAGGCCCUGGAGCUUUGUUUAUAUUAACUUUCUUUAGUUGAUGCAGCAACUUGUCUUGAGUUAACCAAUUAAAAUUUUUCUGUAAGUUUUUAGCUGCACUCAUUUUCGCUUUCAUUGGUUUAGGGGAUCUUACGGAAGGAGUCUGAAAACCUCCUUGGCUCUUUGAUAGCCAUGGGAUGUUCCAUAAUUGAUUUUAUAAAAAUGCUGAUUUCUAGAAUUUUUUUAAUUUUAUUAUAAACUGGGCUUAAAAUAGGAACCCCCUCACCCAUGAGGAACUCUGAAAUGCUUUUGUGGUGUGGAGCGGUUCUUUAAAUGUAUAAUAAAGUGUUCUUUUAUUUUUAUUUUUUGUGGUUUUUGUUUUAUUAUUAUUCCCUCCCCCAUUUUCAUCAAAAUCCAUUUAAUUUCCGGUACAGCUGGGGUACACAUUGAAAGGGGAAGAAACCAAAACAGUGGGAGAUAUGUAUAAAAAGUAUAUGUUUAGACAGGCAGAGCAAACAUGAGGACAGGGACACAAUCCCUAGUGCAGUGUGCCAACUGUACCCCUGGUUUCCAAGUAUACUGCCCUAUUUUUAGUACUUUAGACCACAUUUCCGUACACAAUUUUAACCGCUUACCCCAAUUGGUUCUUCUUCUCCCUAUGUUCUUUCUUUGCUGAUUGACCGGUUCAAAGAGCAGGGAAAUAAGAAUGCUUGAUAGGGAACCACAUUUUAAAUACAUUAAAAUUUUUAUUUUUCAGAUCUCAUAAACACACUUUUAUUACAUAUAUGGGAUUAGUAAACCUAAUAAUCAAGUCCUGUAAUGUAUUUUGUCACAAUUUAUCAAGGUAUGUAAGUAAUUCAAAUUGCUGCUUAGGUUAGAGGUUUGAUGGUUUGUUCAUCUAUACAUUUCUUAACGGUACAUGCAUCACUUGACAAUUAUUUUUUAAACCAGCACGCAAACACUUUUUUUUUUUAAACAAAUAUAAAAACCAUUAAAAAAAGCCCCCCAAAACACCUGAAAUGUAUAUAAUAAACAUAAAUUUAGUAAGAUUGCAUUGUUGGACACAACUCAGCUUGGGGAAUUUCUGCAGCCUGCAUGCCUCUCCUUCCCAAUUUCAGACCGGUCAACUAAUGACAGAACCAGUGCAUCAUUGUACAGCAGCAGGAGAUAAACCAGGCACAGAAGCCUGCUCUGCAGGAAUGACUCUGAUCAGACACCCUCUCUUCUUCCCCCUGUCAGGAUGUGGCAAGGUAAAGAUAUCUUCCAACUGCACAUGUGUAAAUCUGUCAGUCAGUGCCCUGACAUUAUUUUUAGGAAUAUCACACUGGUUAGAUCAUUGUACCUCCUGUAGUAGGUGUGGAAUGCAAAAGAAAGAAGGAUCAGUCAAAGUGAGGCAACUGUGUGUGUGUAUGUGUGUAUGUAUAUAUGUAUGUGUGUGUGUAUAUGUAUGUAUAUAUAUAUGUAUGUAUAUAUAUAUAUAUAUAUAUAUAUAUAUAUAUAUAUAUAUAUAUAUAUAUAUAUAUAUAUAUAUAUAUAUAUAUAUAUAUAUAAUUUUUUUUAUUUUAUUUUUUUUAUAUAUAACAGAUAAAGCUUUUGAAUGACUGUCUCAAAGUGAUGCAUGUCCCUUUAACUUAGAUAUGAAUGAUUAGGCAUUUUCCCAGAGAAUGAAAUAGUGCUGUGUUACAGAAAUCUGAUCUGCAUAUUUGGAAUGGUGUAAGGUCGUUGAGUUUGGUGUGUUUUUUUUUUCUUCUUCUUCUUCUUCUCUACAGCAAGUCUGAGGUAAAGCGUCAAAAAAAAUUAGAAACCAUGAGGGUUAUGUAUAAGUGUUUUCUGGAAAAAAAUGUUGUAAUGUAUUAAAAGUGGACAAUCACCAUGGAAACAAAUGAAACCAGCAAGCUCAUUCCAUUGGUGACUUCACACAUUUUACAUCUUUAGACCACUUUUUAGAACAUUACACAAUUAUACACAACUACCUACUUGUGUGAUAAUUGAAACUCACUGUAACUUUUGAGGAUUAUUUACUAAAUCCCAAAUUGUAGUAGAUGAAAACAGAUUGGCCAAAUUUAGAUUUAAAUGGCUGAUAACGAAUGUCUUUAAAUAAAAUCAGAUCUUAGCUAAAUUUUAGCCUUAAAUUUUGCUAUAACUUUCACAUUUCUUUUUUUUUUUUUUUUUUUUUUUACAGCAAUGUUUAGUGAAGUAAUCCAAUCUGUUUAUUGCUUGUUAAAUGUCGGUCCAAUAUAAAAUAACUUUAAUAUGUGCAUAUAACUUGCUGAUUAUUUGGAUCAUUGUGGUACUCUGAAUUUCUGUUCAGAAAGGUUAACAAACCAUUGUCUGGAAAUCUAACAAUGUGGAAUUCUCCACCGUGGCCCUGGAUAGAUGUGUAUAAUGUUGCCAUAUCUCCUCUGAUGUGCAGUUUUUCUAAACUAAAAAGAUUUAAGUUAAUCCUUCUUGACCCUAGAAUGGCAGUAACAGGGGUUUGCCUUCUAUUUGAUAAACAGCAAAAACCAUAUGUGAGGAAGGUGGAACUUGACGGACAUGUCUCUUUCAGCCUAUGUAACUAUCAAAAUCAGUCCCAUGAAGUGACUUUUAACAAUGGUUUAGUUUCUGAGAAGUUUAGUUUCCAAUCCACAAGUCUUUUAAUAUAUAUAUAUUCGGUGGUUGAAAUCUUUCCCUGUAGUCUCGCUGCAUGCAACUUCACAUUGUAAAUUUCAUAAUUCUUGCAGUGUGUGCAUUGUUUUGUAUGAUGCAGAGUAGCUUCUGUGCAGCUCUCUUGCUUAAGUAGCAAAAGCCUUCUUGUACUGUAUACCUAGCUUCACCAUUUCCUCUAAACCUCAAGAACCAGGUUAAGGUUAAACCAAUGGGGGAUGUGUGUUUUUUUUUUCUCUCAUAAGCACACCUUGUGGGGAUAUUUAUGGGAUAAUAAUAGUAACAGUGAGAAUUGCCCACUAAUACAAUUCUCAGAUCCCAAAGAACGUUUAUCGUGUUAAGUGGAAAGUAUUUCAUAUAAAUAAUCACAAUGUAUAAAAAUAGAUUUUAUUUAUGAUAACCAAUAAUUAACAAAUAAUAUUAUGUAACAUGCAUGACAAUAAUCAAUGAAUAUCCAGUAUAAAAUUAUAUGCAAUACAAAGGAAUGGGUAUUACGUUUCAAUGGCUAACUAGCAUUUUCUGUCAAGAAUUCUGACGAUUUAUGACUAGCUUCCACAGACUGAAAGUGACACUUUUCAGUGCGAAGAACAGAAUUCCUCAGAGUACAGCGUAAGGUCGUAAAGUUUAGCAGACAGUUAGAAUAACCCUUUCAAUGCUGGCUAGAUCUCCUAGGUAGUUAAGAUCUAUUCUUAUGUAAUUUUUAAAUAAAAUAACAUUUAAACCAGUUUAAAUUCAUUUUCUUAAAUCAUCCAAUAAGAGAAUCUACAUAUUAUAUAAGCAGAUUUUAAUUUGUCUAAAAGAUAUCUAUCUUAAUUUAGAGCAAAUCAAUACACCUGGAUAAAAACAGCGGUAUGCUAACACGUGAUAAUAUCACAUCAAUAUAUAAUUAUUCUUAAUUCCACCUGCAGAAUGGAAUGUUUAUAACUAUAUAUUCUUAGUUAACUAAGAUUUCUUAAUAUGGAAAUCUGACCGUGCUUUAUCCAGUCAUAUAUAAUGCUAUUAAUAUUUUAAUUUUUAAUUAAUUAAAUGAAACCAGUAUAAUUACCAGUUGAGUAGAUAUUUCAUCCGAUUGGUAGUCUCUCUGCAUGGAGGUGUUGGUUAGAAAGUCAGUAAAUUCUAAGUGUUAGAGUUUUAGGAGUAGAGUGUUAGUCUCAGAUGUUGUCCGAGUUGGAAUCCCCAAACUUCCAAUUCCUCUCUCCUCUCCUUUGCAUAUCUUGCAUCUGCCUCCUCUCUCGUAUCUCCCUAUCUUCCCUUUGUCUUAACUUUUAAAGGGCCAGACUCUCUGUACGUCAUCAGUUGAUAACCCAAUAGAAGCACUAGAGGUGUGGUUAUCUUCCAGAUCGCAAAUUAGUUAUUUGGUCUGUAGAGGGCAGUCUUGUCCCACUAAACAUACCUAUCCAGGAAAGAGUUAACUUUUCCUGGUGGCUAUUUUGACGUCAUUUUGGCCUAUCUAGAUAGUGGCUAUAACUUACGUAUCCUUCAAAGAUCAAAGGGGUUCUUAAAUUUUGUCCAGACUAUGUGUCUGCAAAUCUGCUAUAAUUUCUGAUAUGACAGAUCAUGAACUAAGUUUACCCUUUUCCAUACAAUGGUACCUUAUAUGUAUAGACAGUUAAAUAUUAAAUUUAAUCUUCUCUGUCACAAUUGUCUGGGUUUAGGUUUGAUUAUAUUCCAUUAGCAUUAGACAGUCUGUCCAACCCCCUUCCUUAUCACUUGGCUUGUAUAUACUAUGCAUUCCUCAGCUCUGGGAAAGUGGUUAGCUUACAGAUAGAAAUAUAGUGUCUUUCUGUUAACUUGAAAUAACAAAAUGGAGUCUGGUCUGUUCAGAGUGACUCAGAAUAUACACUUUUAGUUUCUAUCAUAGCACAAAAUGUCUGCCAAUAUAAAUACUCUGACAACCUCUCACAUUGCUUAAUAAACCAAACAGACAUGUUUUAAUUUUAAAUAUGUACGUAUUUAUUGGAUGUUAUUCCAGCUUCCUUUUUAUGUUCUAAAUAAAUGUAGUAGAAUAAAUGUUACAUUUGUUUGUUUUAUUCUGAGCGUUAAAGUAGCAGUGUCACUUUUUAAAGUAUGUAUACUGUGUAGGAAUUCCAAUAAAUUUCAACUCCAUCAGACCAUACACAAGACAAAAUUAAGAACACUUUUCAUUAUACACAAGACAUAUUUUGCAAAAGGUGGAACUUCAUAGAGCUUAUGCCUGGGUAUCUUCAUUGCGAGAUCUAGAUUGUGCUUCUUUCUGACUCUUAACAUAUAGUCCUCAUUUGCAAGGACUUAUGGUAUGUUCUUCACAUACAUUAGUAGAUCCAUGUAGAUACCAUACGCUUGCUGGAACCUAUAUAUCUCCAUCUUGUAGUAAUUGGUCAUGCUUAAGUUUACUAUUGAUGUGGUUUCGUCUUCCAGGAGCUGAAAAGAAGAUUGUCACAACAACCAAGAAGAGCUUCAAGCAUGUAAAUGUGCCACAAUGCAGGCAUGCUACCUUGGUGGAUCUUUGCAAACAAAUACAAAGACACCACAAGUGACUUUACCACUUAAAUAAACAAAACAGGCACAUUUCAUAAAUAAGUAUUUGGUUAUGGGAAGUUAUUCAAUUUCCUUCACCUGUUCAAUCACUGUCAGCAAGUGCGUGUAAACCAAUUUAACCAGCAGGGCUUCAUAAACAUGGGGUCAAUGAAGGUGCAUAUGUCACUUUGGAUACCAUGCUCAAGCAUGCAUACAUUUAUACGGCAUUAUCAGACCAGAUGUUUGAGUGCCAUUGGAGCUUCAUGAAGUAAUCAACGAUGUGCAAAUUAGGUGUGUUUGCAUAUUUACCUGCUGGGGGUUUGAAAUUGACAAACUGUCUCAAUUGGUUAAGUGAUCGUUCUGCUUUAAUAGAGUAUAAUAAUGAUCAAAAUGUUUACAAGCAUGGGACUUGUAUUCAUAAAUACUUUCUUUAUUCUUUGUACACUAAUAUGGUGUAGAAGUUAGCAGGUCAACCUUUGCUCUCCCAAAUUUCAUAGGUCUGUUGAUCUAGUAUUGGUUUGUUCUCCCUUUUUUUUUUUUCUUCAGAGGCCAGGAUAGCUUAAAUGUUAACUUGUUAAAUGAUGUUUGAUUUAGAAAGCUAACAUCCACUAGGAUGGCAUGGGAUAGUUUGUAUAAAACAAAGCAGCCUGCCCCCUUGUGUGCACUUACCUGCAGGCUCCUACUAUGACUGGUGUAAGAUGUGAAUUCAUUUUAUGCUCUUUCCUUUGUUUUCCCCUAAGUUUUUAUUAAUUUAACUGUAAUUUUAACAAGAAGAGGGACAGACAACAAACACAAAAGAGUGUGUAAGUAAAACUUGUUGCUGCAGUAAAGUUGAAAGAAUAAUGGUAAAAUAGAGGAAUGGCAAACUGUGGAAGAAACACCUGUGAGAAGAGGGGGAAAAAAAAGAUGAAUAAAUGAAAAAUUAGAAUCAGACUCUCCAAAGUAAAGCGGAAAGCCAUUUGUCAUUAACAGAUGGCUGUUCAUCAACCAGUUCCCCACCCAUUUGCCUCUAUUGCGCUCAACAUUUCACUAGGUUUCUGGGCACUACAGACUGCAAAGCACUUUAGCCAGGGGUCUUGAGUUUAUAGAAAGAGCCAGAGAUGUUAUGAAAGAUAGCAGUAAUUUUUUUUUUUUUUUGUCUGCUGGGUGUCCCUUGUGUUGAUUGGCCAUGUCCAUUCUUAAAUUGGCACAAAUGUGCCACAUCAGCUUAUUAGGUUAGCUGAAUGGACUAGAUGUCUGGGUUCAAAGGCCUGUACUAGUUGGGUAAAAUUACAACUCUGCCAUGUGGAUGCAGGUCCCCUAAUAAAAUUACAUUCUUGGUAAUUCUUCUGAAAUUAUUCUUGCAUCUUGUUGGAGUGGCCACCACUAUUGAAGUGUUUGCUUGUGUUAGGAGUGCAGUUGUGGUAAGUCAAAAGAGACCCUGGUGCACUUACAUGUCCUAGGUGAAGCACACUCUUCAGUUAUCUGGUAUACUGUGGCUGUGUAUGGACAGUCAGAUAAUGUAAAUUUAAAGAAAAAAAUAAUGCUGAAUACAAAUCCAUCUAUCAUACUCACAAGGCUACAUUUUCACUCGCUAGUUGAAAUUUUGAGCCAUGUAUAUAGCACAGCCCACAGCUAACUUUUAUUUAGCUAUUGGAUUGUGGAAAACUACAGAGUUUACAUUUUCACUGUAUUGUCUGCAAGUAAUGCAGGGAUCUGUGGGUGGAUUAGCAUAUCCUAAAACAAUGCUUUUUAUAUUUCCUGUGGACACUUUAAAGGACAUGUGAUGGUAUGCAUCACAGUAGCAUCCACAUGAAUGUCAGGUUUCCAAGGUUUCCCAGCAAAACCUUGCCCAAAGCACAACACUGCCUCCAUCUGUCUGCUUUCUUCCCAUAGUGCAUACCGCUGCCAUCUCUUCCCCAGAUAAACCACACACACACAACGGUCAAGUCUUGGUUCCACACGUGCAUCAGUGAGCCCUAGGCGCCCAUGACCCUGACGCCGGUUAUCCUUCCUUGCACUGCUUUUGGUAGGUAAUAACCACUACAUAAUGGGAACACGCCACAAGACUUGCCGUUUUGGCGAUGAUCAGACCCAGUCAUCUAGGCCUUUGUCAAAGUCACUCAGAUCUUUUCACUUGCCCAUUGUUCCUGCUUCCAACACAUGAAAUUCAAGAACUAACUGUACAGUUACUGCCUUAUAUAUCCCACCUCUUGACAGGUGCCAUUGUAACAACAUAAUCUUUAUUCGUUUCACCUGUCUCUGGUUUUAAUGUUGUGGCUGAUUACUGUAUCUGUACUUUAUUUCAGCUGGAGGAUGGAUCUAGCCUCCUGUUGCCAUAAUGAAGCAUGAGUCUGUAUUAAACUCCGUGGUCCUUUUGUUUUAAUGAAGCUCUAUGUAUAUCCCUGGAGUUUCUCCAUCCUGAAUCUGGAUGUAAAACCCCAAAUCUCAUAAUUUUGCAUUCUAUCCCUGCAUCUUCAAAAAAAGAUUUCCACAGAAACCAUACUCACUCAAGGACGACACACAAGUUGCUUUUUGAGGUUGGCACUACCUACAUUAUCAUUUAGAAAUGGCAAGGAAGAUCUUGGCAAAGAAGAUCUCAGUGUCACACAGCUUUAAUGGAACAUUAUAUACAAUAAAAGAACCAGCAUGUUUCUACCUCAAACUUGACAAAGACCUCUGUGUGAGGUCAAAACAAUGCUGUUUUUGUUUUGUUUUUAAAUCUACGUGUCUAAUGGACUAAAGUGGCAGUCCAGCCUACUUCUCCGUCAUGCUUGUUCUAUCACAAAAUAAAUUUAAAUUAGCUGUUCGAUUCAUUUGGGGACCCUGCUUAGACCUGAACAUUGAAAAAACUCUGGCUUCCGUUUUACCAAUCAGAUUUAAUUUGCAAAAAUUGAGAGUUCCUGCCUCAUAGUGUUUGUGGUGGCUAGGUAAUGUGUGUGUUUAUUUGUGAGUGAGUUGUGUGCUGGCUGUGUACAAAAUGGGGAUUUGUUUCCUGUAUAUAGGUGUGUGGUAUGUUGCUGAGGCACUGAUGCAGCAGGCCUGCUGCCUGUCUGUGGCAAUGCUAAAGAACAAAAAUAAACUGCCUGCCCAGGCAUCAGGCAGUAUAAAUUUCAAGUCCCUACCAAAUCUCUGCUGCUUGAUUUGUAAUUUAUUUAUAUUUCUUCCUAAAGUUUAUAGUAACAAUGUUUUUCAAAAGUCUACUGAGGGCCUGUUAUUAUAGUAAAAAGGAGGUGGCCUCUUGGAAAUACUUUAUACUGACCAACAAAUAUUGCUGGUUAAAAGAAAUUUGCAAGAUAGUCUCAUUUACUCCAAGGCAAGAAGGGAUGUGGAUACUUUACUUUCAGUAAACCUUUUGUUAUGGUCUUGCACACAGACUUAUGGAACAAUUCUAGUUGGGAAAAUUCAAAUAGCUGCAGUCAAAUCUUUUAAAAUGUGAAGGUGUAUCGUAUUAUUGUGGUUAUGGUGCAAAGGCUCUACGAGUGCAGUCCUUCUGGGUUUUUGCCAGACAUUUUUCAAUAAAAUUUGACCAAAUACAAUGUGUAAUAGCACUCAGAGCCCACACCCCACCUUCCUCAUUAUAUGUCCAAAAUAUCUGUGCAGGUAAGCAGACUUUGACUGCAAUAAAUCUCUGUUAAACCCUUCAGCAUCCAUGAAUUAACUCAGGCUUCUGUAUUACAGGGAAUUUGUGUUCUUUUUGUGUGGGCAAAAGAUAAUCACAAUUGUUCACAUCAGUAGUUGCAAUUGGCUAGUUUUUCCCCCAGAAUUAUUGGGAGUAUAUAACUUAAGCAAAAUGGGACAGAGGACAAUGCAUGUUCACUUGAAAUCAUUCCCUAUGUAGAUAUGAUGAGGCUACGAAUGACAAGAGAUGUGGGUAGGAUUUGGACAGAAUGAGGGGAAAGGUUAAAGACCUUACUUAUGGCUUACGUUUUGUUCUAGAUUUGGACAUUGGUAAUAGGCUACGCUCUAGCAGUGUCAUUCAAGUGGAAUCCAGGAACCCAGCGUUAUCUCACAGCAAUAUCAAUACCUGUCUGGCUCAUACUGCUUUUUCAUUUAGGUAAGCACCAUUUAUGCUCUAUCAAUAUUUUAUUUUUAACUUUUCCCAUAAUUUAUUUGGAUGUUUCAUAACAAACAAUAUACAACUAACCUAUACAAAACUUAUGUCAAGGCACCAUUUUGUCCAGUGUCAAUGCCUGCAUACCCUGCUCAUUGCCACUCGAGUUGUUCUCCUUCACCAUAGAGCUAUGUUGUGAAUACACACACAGAGCACUGUUUUUUCUCUGCUCAGAGUGCUUACAUUACUCUGGUUAACUAACUGAAAAAUUAAGUGUUGUGAAAAUUACAAAAUUAAACAGGUAAGUUUCCAGGCGUACUUUCCUAGCACUGUGACCUUUACAGUAAUCUAUAAAAGUUAUGGCAUUUGGAGUGUCCAUUUAACAUUUAGUUUCACAAUAAAGUAGACUUGAAAGGAACAGCAAUAUAUUCUGGUUGAAAAAUAUGGGGAGGAAGUAUGUGAUAGAGCAGGUGUAGGCAACCUCCAAAUGUUGUGGACUAGAUCUCACAUGAUGGUCUUCUAGCCAUAAUCUUUUCAAAGCACCAUGGGAUAUGUAGUCCAGUGAUGAUAUUUGCGGGGUAAUCAAUAUUACAAAUAAUAUAUUAUUAAAUUAAGUUGUGAAACAUUUUUUAUAUUUUUUUUAUUAAAAUACAAAAAAAUUACAUUUUGACAUUGUUUCUCUUCAGUUGAUUUAAAGCUGAGAUUUACCCACUAUUUUAACUCUUACAGACCCUGGAGUACAUUUAUUAGAGGACUUGUAUUCCACACAUUAAUCACAACCGAUUAUAAAAACAUAAUUUAUUGUGACAAUAAUGAAUAAUAUGUAACAUGCAUGACAAUAAUCAUUGAAUAUUUAGGUAUAACAAUAGUAUAAACAUGGCAACAAUUAUGGCACAGUAAGUACAACUAAAGAUAAUUUCUAAAUCGCUUAAGGAUGAUGAGAUUGUUGUUCUACAUAGAAAUUAUCAAUAGAUCAGGAUACUUAGCAAGUAGUAGUACAGGUUUUCAAGAUAUAUGAAUAUCAGCUUAUUAGCAACAUAAAGUUAGAUUAAUUUCUAAAGGAGUUACAGACAAAAGUUACAAUGCUUAUUCUAGAAUUUAAUUAAGUUAUUUAAACAUAGAUGCAUACUUCAACAAUGUUACAGGAAACCUUCAGAAUGCUACUUUAGAAUUCCUUUACACCCAGAAUGUAACACAGAGCUUGCAACUUAAAGUCGUAAAAACUAGAUACUGACAGGCAGAAUCACACAGAGAAUCAACUCACUAACUGCUGGCUACAAUUCUUACAUACUAAACACUUAAACUUUGCAAAUUAAAAUAUACAGUGUUUCUCACUCAAUAGUCAGCUUAAGUAUUUUCUUUUCCAUCCAGUAACCAGAAGAACAUAUCUAACAUAGCUUAAAUGCUGCAGAUAAAUAACUUUUGUGAUUAAAGAUUGACUAUCUCUAAAUUCAGAUAGCUCAAUAUAUCUGGGUAAUAGCUUGAUAUGCUAAACUUGGCAAUUUACUUGCGAUUUUAUAUGAUUCUCUUUCAGCUGCUGAAUGAAUGUUGAAUGAUAUAAAAUCCCUCGGCUAAAUAUGAUUUCAAAAGUUUGAAAUCUUAUCAGCAUUAUCCAGAUAUAUGUCUGCUUUUAGUAAAAUUAAUUAAAUGACAUCAGCAUAUUUACCCGCUUGCUUGGUAGAAAAUUCUUUAGGCUUAAAGAUCUAAUCCCAUGAAUGGUGAAUGUGAGUAGUGUUUAGAUCAGUGGUAGUCAACCUUUUUCUACCUACUGCCCACUAAUGCAUCUUUCUUGAUGGAAACGUUUCCUUACUGCCCACCAGUUUUCACGCAAGUGCAGACUAUUUUUUAGAAAGGAGGGUGUUUUAAAAAAUAAAUAAAUAAAUGUAUGUACAUUUUAUCUUUUUAUUUCUACUUUAUGCAUGUUUAAUGUUUUUAACUUUAUAAAGUUUAAUGAGAAAGCAAUAAAGUAAAUUGAAAUUACAUUUACUAGUGAUUAAUGAGAGCCUUGAGGUUGAUGCUGCGAGACUGAAUAUUUGAUAUCUGGUUCGAUUUUCGUAAGGAACAAACAAAGGUCUACUCUUUCGGUGAUAUUCAGACGAUUUCUCUGUUUGCUCAUAAUGAUUUCUCAUCUGUGCAUCAGCUCCCCUCCUCUCCCUCCUCAAUUCCCCAUCCCACCUUUUUUUCUAUUUUUUUUUAACCUUCUUUAUAGAAAUGCCCAGUAGGAAGGCUGAGCUAGGUAGCCCACUUACUAUUAUUAGCUAACAACAAUUCUCUCCUUUUCUUUCUUUCUCCUUUUUUACAAGUACUCUACUCCUUCUUUCUCCUAUUCUACAAGUACUCUGCACCUUCUUUCUCCUUUUUACAAAUACUCUGUUCCUUCUCUUUUCUAUUCACACACUCCCAAACACUCACACAUACACUUACAGACACACACACACUCACAAAGAAACACAGACACUCUCACAUACAGAUACACAUAUACUUAGACACACACACACACAUAUACUUACAUACACACAUCUACUUACAGACACAUACACACAUCUACUUACAGACACACACACAUACACACAAAUUAUUAGUAUUAAAUGUCCACCCAGCCUCCCUACCUAGAGAGCUGGUGUGGAUCUGUCCCUGGGGUCCAGUGGGGCUUCACUUCUGCGGGCGGCUGUGUGCUAAUCAGACGUGGCGAGGGAGCUAUAACCUCUCUGCUCCCUCGCGGGCUGUCUAAUGAUGCAGGGAGCCGGAAUAUGACGUCAUAUUCCGGCUCCCGCGGCAUCAGCAAACAUCGCACGAGGGAGCAUGCCGGGGGGUCCAGAAGGUGGCCUGGCAAGAGGGAGCACUUCCCUCCUGCCGGUCACUGAAAACUUGCGCCCGCCUAAAAGGUGAAAUCCUCUCAAAAAGAGCAGCCGAAAUCCCUACCGCCCACAUGGAAUCCUGAAACGCCCACUAGUGGGCGGUAGGGACCAGGUUGACUACCCAUGGUUUAGAUAGAGAAAUCGAGUACAAUUAUAGAAUUGUUCUGUUCUGGCUAGCAAAGAAAUUUAACCAAUUCCCAGAAUUUAGUUGGAAAGACACGCAGCGCAUGUGUGGAAAGAGUGUUAGGUGUGUCCAGAGUGUGUUCCUUUGUCUGGUCUGAUCUGAUGCUUUGAUGAUCUCCUGAAUCUUACAUCCCACCUUCUGGAUCUGACCUUGGAUUUUUAAAUUUUUUUUUUUUUUUUUUAACCGUGUCAUGUUCUCAUUUUUAAAGAAUUACCUAUCUUGAAUUUCUGUACGUCAUCAAUUUAAAGUGACCAAGUGGGAUUGUCUUAUAGACAUUAAUCAGUAGAUGGCAUUGUUGCAUCGCAAUACAUUUAAUUUCUUAUUUCAAUUACCACUUUUAUAAAGGGUUAAUUGAAUUUUGUGAUGCAAAUGAUGUCACAUUGUUUUAUCUUUAUGGGUACCUCAGCAUGGCUGGCUGUCAAACUUCAAAGGGUUCUUUUUGGUAGACCACCAGUCUCCUUUUCAUGCCAUGAAGUAUCUUUUUGACGCAUCUGGACUUUAGUUCAACUCACUCUUACAGUAGGGUCUUGUAAAAGUCCAGCUGAAUUUGCAAAGUAAAAUUAAUUACUUGUAGGGAAUAUCUUUUUGAUUCUAAUCUGUCUGUUUUUCUCAGUUACACUGUCUUAUUGUAUGAGCGGAGUAUGUAUGUAUGUAUGUAUUAAUGUAGAUACUAUUUGUAUAUAAUUGAACACAACGUGUGUGUGUGUGUGUGUGUGUGUGUGUGUGUGUGUGUGUGUGUGUGUGUGUGUGUAUAUAUAUAUAUAUAUAUAUAUAUAUAUAUAUAUAUAUAUAUAUAUAUAUAUAUAUAUAUAUAUAUAUAUAUAUAUAUAUAUAUAUAUAUAUAUAUAAUAUGCUCCCAAUCCCCCUUGUUCCAAAUACUUUGGUUUCUUUUUUUUUCUUUUUUUUCUUUUUUAUGUAUUCCAAGGCAGAACAUUACACUGACACCAUGAUGCAUCAAAACAUUGUAAUAUAUUGUUACAUCAUGCAUGACAGAAUUUUGUCGUAUUUUCAAUAACAGUAAGCCAACAUUCUUUGCACACCUUUAUUGCACCAUUGUAACAUGAAGUGUAUGUAUCAUACAGUACAGCACGGUAUCUCUGUCCUCCCUGGUAGAUUUUUAAUUUACAAGAAAAAUAUAAAAGAAAAAUAUAAAAAACCUAAAAAGGCUAAGACUGCCAAACAAACAUUUCUUUAAUCAAUAGAACAUGCCCCAUCCAUUCCCAUGUGUUUAUGCACAGGCCCUAUAUAUCUUUUUCCGCGAGCUCUAUCGAAUUACUAUCCUUUUGCACCUGUUAUCGUCUGUCCACAUCCUUUAGCAGUGCCAGUUGUUUACACAUUGCAUGGCAAUGUUAGGUCAAUUGUGUAGAAUUCUCACAGACAAAAGUAAGAGAGAAGAAUAGAAGUAAGAGGGGUAAGUAUGAAGGUAGGAAGUGAUAGUACAGGGAAAGGGAGAGGUAAGUGGAAGGGGAGCAUGGAGGAAUCCAGGCCAACUGACAUCCACUCCAUCCAAGCCUGCCCAAGGGAGUCUCACUUGUGUGUAUAUCACGCACUUGCUGCGCUAGCUACCCAAGGGCCCCAAAUUUGUUCAAACUUUUUCAUUGUACCUCGAACCCGGGCUGUUAGGUCAUCCGUCAAAUAAUUAUCUUUAAUUUUCCGAAUCACCGUGGUGAUUUCUGGGGCCUCUCUUCGCAACCAUACCUGUGCCAAAGCUCUCCUAGCGGCUAGGUUCACCUUAUGUAAUAGGGUCAGUUCAGAUUUCAUCCAGUUUUCUAUAGAUCUAGCUAACAAAAAUACCCAUGGGUCUAGCUUAACCUCCCUCUCAAAUAUUUCUUGCAGCAACUGCGCAAUUUGUUGCCAAUAAACUUUUGUGAUCGGGCAUUCCCACCACAUGUGAAUAUACGUGCCCUUGAGACCGCACCCCUACCAGCAUAAGUCUGUCGUAAAUUGAUUCAUACGGCUUAACUUUACUGGUGUAGCAUACCAUCGAAAUAGCGUCUUAUAUGAUUGUUCCUGUAAUGAGACGCACAUAGAGGACUGCGUGGCUGCUUCCUAUAUUUCCUGCCAUUCCACUCCCUCCAAUGUCUCUCCUAAUUCCGCCUCCCAUUGGUCUAUGUAUGUAAUACCUCCCCAUUCUAAAGUGCUAUUGCACAAAUGUGAGUAUAGACGUGAAAUCAGUCCGCUCGGGAACUGUUCCUUUGCGCACAUUCUUUCAAAGAAUGUCAUCUGUGUCUCUGCGGCUUUUUUAACCUGGCGGUCUUGGGCAUAGUCUCUAAUCUGGAGAUAUCUAAAAAAGUCAAAGGGUCGCAGAGGCGUUCUAGUUUGCAAAUCUUCAAACGUCACAAACGACCCCCCCUCGAACAGCUGUUGUAAUCUCUGCAGUCUUGCACGUUCUAUGCCUCUGAAAUCCCGGGCUGUUAUUCCUGGUAGGAAUGCUUCGUUCCUCAACAGAGGGGUCAAUGGAGAAGGGGAUGAUAUCAAGCCAUAUUUAGGAGCGGCUGCGUCCCAUAUCUUCAGUGAAUGGAAAAACCGCAGGGCAGGUUACGCUUAUGUUCGGUCUAUGCUCCUUAGGGGUCCACAUAAAAAAACUGGGGCAUAUCCAUCCCUAUAAGGGAUGCUUCUAGGUCCACCCAUCUCCUUUCCUCCGGUGGAGUGUGCCAGCUAGGCUGCCUCAUAAUAAAAAUAUAGGUGCGGAAGGCCCAGGCUGCCCCUGUCCCUAGCCCGGUAAAGAAUGUUGCGUGAGACCCUAUGUUUCUUAUUCUGCCAUAUAAAUUUGCCUAUGGUUUGUUGGAGCGGUCCCAAGUCAGAUCUGGUCACUCUAAUCGGGAGCGCCUGAAACAAAAACAAUAUUCGAGGUAGCACAUUAAUUUUCACGGAAUGGAUCCUCCCUAUCCAAGAAAUUGCCUUUUCUGUCCAGUUCUUCAAGUCUGUCAUCAAUGUCCUAAUCAGCAGGGUAUAAUUCUGUUGGAAUAAUUUAGAUGGGUCUGCUGUCAGUCGUAUGCCUAGAUAUUUAAUGUGAUCUCUUGUGAUUCUUAAUUUGUAGGUCAUCCCUAUGUAGGUGAUAUCCAUCUCUGACAUACCUAUGGGCAAUAUGCUGGACUUGUCCAUAUUUACCUUAUAUCCGGCCAGUUCUCCAAAUUCAAAUACUUUGGUUUCUAACAUUUAGUUCUAAGUGUAAGAUAUGCCUAAUCUCUUUGUUUACAUUAGCUGCAUUCCAAUCAGUUUGGUCAGGCAGUGAAUGGCUAAGAGAGAGAAAUGUGUCUGAGUUUUUACCUUCUGUUACAAAUUGAGUCACAUCUGCUAAGUACUGACUUUACAGUAUACAUUUUAUUUCAUUUACACAAUACCUCUGACAGUCCACAACAUCUGGAGUGCCAAAGGUUGCCUACCACUGUGAUAGAGGGAUGAGCAUCUCUAAUUGAAAUAGGUUUGCAUUGAUCUUCUAUUAACAACAUAAUUAAGAUUUUUUUAUCAUUGGAGUGCAUUAACCAAGGCAAUUCAUCUACAUUUUCUUCCAUCUUCUAGAAUUUGGUUGGGGAUUUUCAGGUAAUGAAUUUGGGGGCCCAAAUAUGUCUUGGUUGCCUGUCAUUAUUGUGAAAGUCGCCAAAGCAUAGUGCUGGAGCUGGGAUCAGAAUAAUAAACAAAAUCUUAUAUAACUUUGUACUUUAAUCACCACAUGUGGUGGAGGCAGUAACCGUACUGACAAGUUGAUGACAGCUGUCUGUUUACAGUAUAUAGCCCUCAAUGAAGUAGCCUGGGUUCAGUGGUCCUUUUUGUUUUAAACUGUUUUAGUAGAAACAACAUUGUUUACAUUGCAGUGUUAAAUUCUCCCCUGGUGGCUGUCUAGGUGUUAAACAAUUUGAAUUCCCCUCCAGCUAACCGUAAUGGCUUCAUUGAGAGUGGCAGAAUAAGGAACAAAAAAUCAAAGUAGGGAGGGCUGCAGGUGAGUAGUCUCCUGAGCUUAUAAGAAAAUAGGAAAGACGAUGUGGGAGAAUCAAGGAAGGGGGUGCUAAUCUUGUAUGCACAUGACUACUUAAAAGGUUACGCCAAGCUUCUUCGGUAAAUUAAAGUGGUCUUGGUGCUUGGAGUCUUUAUGUGCUGUGUUUCACUUUGAAAUGCUGCACAUACAGAGAUUAACUACUUGACUGCCAGAGGUGUAACUUCAACAAAGAUCUGGGCUGUCUGAUGCCAGCAUGCUGUCUUUCCAUGGAGCCCCUUGUCCUAACCCUUAGUUCAUUCUCCCUGAUCUGCCUCCGGCGUGGGACAGUGAUGUCAGUCAAGAAGGGUUGGACUAAGGGAGAACCUGAACUUGGCAAUGCAACUGAGAUAAGUUUGACAGGGUUAGUUACUAAAGUGAGAAUUCAGAGUGAAUUCAAAGUAAAUGUAACAUUUAAGGCCUAAGUAGCUGAAUGGAAGACAUAGAUUACAAAGACUUUUUCUUUUUUUCUUCAAGUUUGGCUGUUUUCACAUUAAAUUUGAAUUUACUUUAAAUUCAGCUUGCAUUCUCACUUUUGUGAAUAACCCUGUUCGUUUUUCUUUCAAUAUUUAUUUUUGUAAACUUGGGGGGAUGGGGGGGGGGGGACUACAAUCUUUUUUGAAAACUCUGCUCUUUGGUUAGGGUAACCCUUUAAAGGACCACUAUAGUGCCAGGAAAACUAUAGUGCCCUGAGGGUGCCCCCACCCUCAGGGUCCCCCUCCCGCCGGGCUCUGGGGAGAGGAAAGGGUUAAAAAAGCUCUCCGAUCCUCCUCCGAUCCUCCCUUUCGGCUGAAUGCGCACGUGCGGCAAGAGCUGCGCGCGCAUUCAGCCGGUCUCAUAGGAAAGCAUUUCACAGUGAGAAUCACGCAAGUGCCUCUAGCGGCUGUCAGUGAAACAGCCAAUAGAGGAUUUGGAGGCUGGAUUAACCCUAUUAUAAACAUAGCCGUUUCUCUGAAACUGCUAUGUUUAUAAAAAAAAAAAAAGGGGUUAACCCUAGCUGGACCUGGCACCCAGACCACUUCAUUAAGCUGAAGUGGUCUGGGUGCCCAGAGUGGUCCUUUAAUUAAGAGGAACAAUUAUCAAAAUAGCAGAACAUGUAGAAAGUUAGUGUAGAAUUGGAGUGAGGCCUCAGUCUUCAAAUGUGCAAAGCCAAGAUUGUUUGAGGCAGCUUUUAAAUUUUUGACUAAAUUAAUUUAGCAUGUUACAUCAUUAUGACAUAAUGGUUUUUACGUGAUUUUUUUUUUUUUUUUUUUUUUUAAGCAAAAUCAAAUGUUUGCCAUGUUUGUUUUUUUCUCAUUGAGUAUAUAAUGUGUGCAUGUAUUUAAUACAAAUCUAUAAUCUCACUUUAUCUGUUUCAGCAUCAGUUGCUGGCUCCUGGAAGAUUCCAGUGUUCCUGAUGAUUGUAUUUCUUAUGACAGUUGGUACAUUUCAAGAGAAAAGACAUGUGCAAGGAUCAACAGGUACAAGUUAGUUUGUCUAUUAAUCUAUUAGAGGCAAAUAGUGACAUUCUCAGUGAUAAAUAAGAACUUUUCUUCUGGUUGUGCAGAUAUAUGGCAGUCUUUAAGGUAUAUUUUAAAAAAGUGCCUUGGAGAUUGUGAUUAACCCCUUAAGGACCAAACUUCUGGAAUAAAAGGGAAUGUCGCUGUUUCUUUUCCCUGCAGUAAUUAUUAUUAUUUUUUUUCAAUUCUUUAUUUUUGGAGUUCAUGAAAAUUAUAACAAGUGGGCUUGUCAUGCCCCAACAGCAUUGACAAGCAUAUAACCAGACAUUUAUUAACAGUUGGUCAGCAUGGGGAUAAAUCAGCACAAUUUUUUUUUUUUAUAGCAACAUUUAUCGAUUUAGCAUUCCUAUCUAUUCAAUGCAUACUUGUUGGCAUGAGCUUUUCUGGACAUGCUGGGUAACAGAUUAUGGUCUAACAGAGAGUGGGCGCCUACUCCGAAACGGUGUUCUAGUGAGUAUGAGAUGCCUCUCUGUGUAAUUCCAAUUGAGGAAUUGUAAAAUAGAAGGAAUAAAACAAGCUUGGGUCAUGUAGCUAGUGUUUGCUGAACAUAUGUUAGUGUCUUGACAACGUGGGAGAUUCCUAAGUGAAUCAGCCCCUUCGCCAUGAUGUAGCACAUCAGUCACACUACGUAUACCGGUACAGUGUACUUCGGAGCGCGAUGUAUCAUGCUGGGUGUUCUCGGUGUGUGGCAAGGCUGGUACAGGCUGUAUCACAGGCUAGGUUUGUGCGAGUGCGUGCUAAUUGUGUAUAUACAGCACGGCAAAGCAGUGGGCCUAAGAAGCCACGGUCUCCAUCUCCCAACCUAUGGCGGUAUGUAGCAUGAGCAUGGGUCAGGCCCGGUGUCCCCAAGACAGGCAUAGUAGUGGGUGCAUGAGUGCGUGUAUGUCCCGCUGAGUUGGUACCUUUCUAUGCCAGUUCAAUGCCUUGUGUGUGUUUGCAGAGUGACUAAUACUUUCUGGUUACAGACAGAUCCCGUGUUGGCUAGCUGCUAGCUCGGUGCCCAUCCUCCGCUAACAUACAUAUUCACACCGUUUAACUUGUGGGAAAUGCUCAAGUCUCUAAGGCCUAGGUGUCAGAGUUCUCCAUGGACCUAAACAAAAGCAGGCAGGCAUGUUGAUUGUAGGGAUGUAGACCAGUUGCAGGUGUGUUCGCCGGCUGUCUGCACUUUUUGGCGUGCAAAGUCCUGGUUCAGCCUAUGCCCAAGCUCGGUAUCAGGCUUAGGGGGUGGUGCGUGGACAGGAGGCAGGUGUCAAGCAGUUCCUUCCCAUAGGCCCGGGCAUUCGUGAAGGCCUGCACCUUUUGGCUUCGUACCUGGUCACUCGCGUAGGAGGCCGAUGUCUUCCCCUGCAGGGUCCAGCUUUGGAUCCCAGUUUAUGUUCUCCGCCUGCAGCGUCGGGUCUUUAGUGGCGGAGGCUGGUGCUCUGGGAGUGCGUCCCCGGUGGCCUUCAGCCCGGGUGGGCCCAUCGCGUGGGGUUGUAGUGGUAUCGUGGGAAGAGUGCCCGGGAGGGUCCCGCUCAUCUCCUGCUCCUUUUCCAGCCACAGUUUCUCCGUAUCCGGUGCUUUAGGCACCUCUCGGUGGACAGUGGGUUUUUUCCAGGGGUUGUUGCACGUCUUUGCUCACACUGGCUCUGUUCUGUUUCCGCUCCAGAUUGUACUCGAGGCUGUUGGUAGGCAGCUAUCUUGGGGUGCACCCCUCAGUCCGUGACACCCGCGGUUACAGCGGGACAGGUGUUAAAGCGUGGCCGUGUGUGGCGGUGGUCGGCCGUGGGGACCGGGAUGACCCCUGCUGGUCCAGGGGGGGGAAGGCAGCAAAGCGCCGGUCAGAGAACUGGGGGAGCGGCCGUCUCGCCCCAGCUCAAGCUUUCCUAGGCCUCAAUCGGGUUACAUUGAUGCCGGUCAAUAUCCUGAAGGGUAUCCCCGUGUUCUCCGCCUGCUAGUGAGUAGUUUGAGCACUGCUUUGGGGUUGUAUCUGAUUGCGGCUCGCAGUUAGCUCCAAUAUUCCGGCUUAGAUGCAGGAGCUCAGACGAUGCACGUCUGAUCCGAUCGGCGUUCAGGCUCCGCGCCCCCCUGCCGUAAUAUUUUAUUGUUAAUUUCAGUUUUUUUUAGUUCUAGAUAUACUUCAAAUAUAUUUUCCUAUUUCCUUUUUAGAAAUAUGCAUCUCACAUUUGUGCAUUUAUUACAUCUUUGUUUUUUUCUCUCUUUCCUCUCUUGCUUUUUUAGGGACUGCACUACCUGGUCAAAUGAUUACUAUAGCUGCUUCAACCAUUGCUAUGGCAAUAUCAAUUACUGGAUUUGAAGAACACCAGGAGCAGCUUGCAGGAGUACACAAUGCUGGUAAUUAAUAGCUGCAUUGAUCUGUAAUUGUGAAUCCAUGCUGGCAAACCGUUAAAAUAAAGAAACACCUGCUACACCAACACUAUUUUAUUUAUGCUUUUUGUACAUUUCUUGUUCUUAUUAUUCAUUUACACACACUGUGAUUAUUGAACAUUGUGAGUAUACAUGUUUUGUUAGAGAAGGCUACUUUAGAACCAAGUUUUGGGGAAGGUGGCUAAAUUUUCUUAUGUAUUUCAGUCACUAUUGGACCUGCUGCAAAUAAGUAUAUAAAGCAAAGUAUGAAUUUUUCUUUAAUUUGUUUUAUUUGAUGCAUUCCCUCAAUAACUAUAGCUUAAUGUAGUAUUUGGCUCACACCGUUUACAUGUGCCUUGCUGUCCUCAUUUUCUCCUCUCUACUGCUUUCUAGCUCAGUGUUCCAUUUUCUAUGAAAUAUAUUUGUGGUUCCAAAUAGUACAGGGAAUGACAAACAAAAUGCAGGCAAGGUUAAGAACCAAAUGUGAGGUUCUAUUUAUGUUAUUAAUUCUCAUCAUUAUUGAGUUUUUGUUGUACACCAUAGGGCUGUACAACUUUUGUGCCACGUGCAUAGAGAGAAAAAAUUGAAAAUGUCUUUUUGUUUUGGGAAUAUUUCUAAGAAUCACAGGGCAAAGCCACAUGUCUGUGGUACCCAUGCAAGAAUAAGAGUUUUCAAAAAUUAUUUGACCCACUAGCACCAUGAUGAUUAUUACAGAGCAGUACAGUGGAUAUGAUGCUUUACAUUCUCCUUUGAGGAGGUACAAACAGACUCCAUAUCAAAUUGAACAGAUUAUUUAACCAAUGACUGGGGGUGGGGUGGCUAUGUACUAAAGAACACAUCAACUGAACCAUAAAUCUUGCUGUUACUAAUAACAUUUUAAGAUACAGCAAGUUACAGACUUACCUGUAAGUAAACAUGUUUGACACAAAUGUGUUAAUCCAUUGGUUACCAAGGCACCCUUAAUAUUUCUAUUUUUUUCCAACGCGCCCCAAGUAAAAAAAAAUUCUAGGUUGUAUACAUGUACAGCGCUCUGGCAUAUACAGGGCCCCUGUAACAAUCCAGGCACAAUAACCACUACAGCAUGCUGUAGUGGUUAUGGUGCCAGGAGUGCCGUGGUGCCCUCCUAGAGUAAGUAGUCAAGCUGUUUAAGAACAGUUUGACAAUUUACUUGUGGUCUUCCAGGAUAGGGGCUGUAGUAGGGGAUAGUGGCAUUGGUGUGUGACGGGCACAGUGUGUGUACAGGGGUGCAUUGUGUUUGUGAAGGAUGUAGUAUGUGUGUGUGUGUGUGUGUGAGGGGUGCAUUGUGUCUGUGUGUGUGUGUGUGUGUGUUAGGGGUAGAUUAGUAGAAUCAUUACCUUCAGGCUUUUUGCUGUAAACACUGUGUGUCUGUGUAUGUCUGUCAGUGUGUCUGUGUUUAUAUCGGUCAGUGUGUGUGUAUAUAUGUCUCAGUGUGUCUGUGUUUAUGUAUGUCUAACGGUGUGUACCUGUCUAUCUGAAUGUGUAUCAGUUUGUGUAUAUUUGUAUCUGUGUAUCUGCAUGUGUGUCAGUGUGUAUCUUCGUGUUUGUGUAUCACAGCGUGUGUGUGUGGCAGUGUAUGUGUAUAUGUGCAUACAUCUCCGCAUUCAAACACCAACAAUACACACCUGCAUGCAAGCUUCAACACUACAUACAAACACACCCCUGCAUUCAAAUGUCAACACUACAUACAAACAUACCUCUGAAUGAGACACUAAAAUUAUAUAUAAACACACCCCUGCAUUCAAAAACCAACACUACACAUAAAUGCAUGCUUGCAUUCAAACGCAAACACUACAUACAAACACAUCCGUACAUUCACUCAAACAUACUCCAUACAAACACAUGGUUACAGUCAAACACACAAAUACUGCUCGUUGCUAAAUACAAUCCUGCAAGCAAGGGGAAUCGGGAGAGCCCCAGCUUUCAAAGCAUUGUUGAAGUUUCACGACAGAUGGGGAUCUAUCUUUUAGCCACCCUGUGUACAUACACAGACAGUCAUACACAGACAGUCAUACAGAGACAUACAGUCUGUAUGUCUCUUAUGACUGUGUAUGUAUUUAAAAGGAAUAAACACAGGCAACAGUCCAAUAGUAAGGAUGGUAUAUUUAUUGAUAGGUGAACCACCCCAUAGAAAGUGCGACGUUUCGGCUCAGCAAAGCCUUAUUGCAUGAUUAAGGCUCUGCUAAGCCGAAAUGUCACACUUUUUAUGGGGUAGUUCACCUAUCCAUACAUAGGAUGGUAUAUUUAUAGAUAGGUGAAGUACCCCAUAAAAAGUGUGACAUUUCGGCUUAGCAGAGCCUUAAUCAUGCAAUAAGGCUUUGCUGAGCCGAAACGUCGCACUUUCUAUGGGGUGGUUCACCCAUCAAUAAAUAUACCAUCCUUACUAUUGGACUGUUGCCUGAGUUUAUUCAUUUUGAAGACUUUACUGGUGGAUCCAGCGAUGUCCGCCUGACACAGAGCAUCCACCACUGUGAAUGGCCGGAGCAUUUACACGGUAUCGGUGUGCAGGGUUCUUUGUUUGUCUGUGUAUGUAUGUCUCUAUAGGCCUUGUCUGUGUGUCUCUUUAUGACUGUCUGCAUAUGUAUGUCUCUGUAUCACUGUGUAUGUAUGUGUCUAUAUGCCUAUCUCUGUGUUACUUUAUAUCUGUCUGUAUUUCUCUGUGUUUUUUGCCUGUGUCUGUAUGCAUGUAUUUGUAUGACAGUGUACCUGUAUGUGUAGAUUGUAUGACUGUUUGAUUGUGUGACAUUUAUGACUGUGUGUAUAUCUUUGUGACUGUGUGCUUGUAUGGUUGUGUGUCUGUAUGUUUGCGUAUUUGUGCAUAUAUGUAUUUUUGCCUAUAUCUAUGUCUAUAUGGGAUAAAACGAGAGAUCGAUAGAUAGGGGCUGGGGGAAGAAAGAGACCGUAAGGGGCUGGCGGGGAAGUAAAAAAUACAUAAGAAGGGUUGUAGGAGACACACUAAAGGGGGGUGUAAGGCACAAAGGGGCCAAAGGGGAAAGACAUUCAAGAGAGUGGAUAUGAAACAUUAAUGGGGGUAAGAAAUUUAAAAGGGGGGCUAUGAGACACAGAGGUGAAGAUGCAUUUUUUUGGGGGGUGAGGAGGGGGGUAGCGGGGAGAGGGCAUCAAAAUGCAUCUUCGCCUGUGUAGUCAAAAAUCCUUGCACCGGCCCUGGGUCAAAAUAUACACUUUUCUAGCCACCCUCCUGUUUCCUAAUUUGUGGGUUCAGGAGGGUGGCUUACCUAGGAUCCAGAGGUAGUCCUGCCCAGCCCCCCUCCUCUCUGCCUUCUCCUUUUUCAGUCUUCUUGGGAGUACAUCACUUCCUCCCAUCCGAUAAGAAGGUAGCCGGUGAUAGCUCCGCCCCUGCUGGGCACAAGCCACGCUGUGUGCUACAGAGGGAGGAGAGAUAUGACGUGUUCAUAUCCCCGCCCCCUCCACACCGUCCGGUACUGCAGGUUGGCGCUCGGCCACGCUACAAGAAGUGACUGGUAGGAGAGGGGCGCUGUGCACUUCCCUCCUGCCGGUGACCCGGACAUUUAUUUACCCGCCUUAUGGACGCACCGGCCCUGUGUGUAAUCUUCAUUUAAAGAACUUUCAGAUACUAUUAAAACUUUUACUGCCUCCUGUUUGCUUUUCUCAAACAUAGUUGGUAGUAGUUUUACCUUUUGUGCUUUGAAAUAGAUUGUAUUUUUAAAUUAUUAAAUGAGUUGCCCAACUUGUGAGAAUACUCUGGGCUGCACUAGUUGAAGCACUGCAAUAGCUCUACUGUCCUCCUUUAAAGGACAACUAUAGGCACCUAGACCACUUCAGCUUAAUGAAGUGGUCUGGGUGCUAGGUCCACCUAGGAUUAACCCUUUCUGCUGUAAACAUAGCAGUUUCAGAGAAACUGCUAUGUUUACAAAUGGGUUAAUCCAGCCUCUAGUGGCUGUCUCAUUGACAGCCGCUAGAGGCGCUUCCGCGCUUCUCACUGUGAUUUUCACAGUGGGAAGAUGCCAGCGUCCAUAGGAAAGCAUUGAGAAUGCUUUCCUAUGAGACUGGCUAAAUGCGCGCGUGGCUCUUGCCGCGCAUGCGCAUUCAGCCGAUGACGGGGAAAGGGUGAGGAUUAACCCUUUCCUCUCCAUCCAGCCCGGCGGGAGUAUGUUUUCCUGGCACUAUAGUGGUCCUUUAGUUAGUAUUAUCUCAUUUCAGACUCUAUAUAUACUGCUUGUUAAGUUUCCAGUUUAUAUAGAAUAUUUGUGUGACAAUUCUAUAAUACAAAAUUUAAAAUAAAGUCUUAACUUUUAACUGCUAUUUUACUGUUAUCCGAUCCUGCUGAGAUACUUUUUUCAUUUUUGCAACAGAGUCCAUUCAGAAUGAUACUCCCACCAGCACACCAACUUCUUUGUCAGUGAGUCGGCAAAAAAAUGAGAUUAAUGCCUUUCUGAAAAAGAAGAAAACCAGUGACAUUUAUUUUGUUCUUCUUAUGUGGGCUAUCGUGCUUGUACAGCUGUGGCUUCAUUUAUGGAUCAUACAGUUACUUCCAGUGCCUAUCGCAGGUAAUCACCAGGUUAUCAAAUAAAUAUUGUCUCAUUCUAAAUAAGGCAUGAUGGCAAAGAUACAUUGUGUAUCUUGAUGGAAGGUAUUGUAGUUUUGGUGCAAAAUUAAAACAGGAGCAUACCAUUUGAUUGACAAACUCCCUUUUUCUUCCUUCCUUUUUUUUUAAAUCAUUUUUUUUCAUUAACCAGUUAAUGGUAAGCGGUUUUUUUGUGUGAAUUGUGUCUAAAUCAGGAUUGACUAAUACUUUAAAAUAUAGUUUAUUCAUGCUCAAGUCUAGAUAUUAACCAUAUGAAAAUGAGGUAAUGGACUUUCCUUAAUUGCAGUUUUUGCGAUCAAGAAGAUUGUGAUCCACUUUGGUGUGGUGAACUUUUUGGUACACCGAUUUGGAUCCUGGUGGCAAUUGGUAGAAGAUUUCAUCAAGGAACGGCAAGAGGCUUUGGCACCCAGACCUAUUCGAGGAUUGGGAAAGUUCAUUCUUAAAGUAGACACCAAGGUGUGCCACAAUAUUUUGUCUAAAAUUUACCUAACCUUGGACAUUAUCUUGUAUGUAUGCAGUCCUGUCUUUCCAGCUCCAUUUCAGAUUUUAGCAUCAAAAGUAGUAAUAAUGUCACCUUUCAAGACAAAUGCUGCAUUCACUUGCUUUGUAUACGUGUGUGUAGUAUAAAUGCAAUAUGUGUCCUAUGUUAAAGGGACAUUAUAGACACCAAAAUAAUGUUGGCUUAAUGAAGCAGUUUUGGUGUAUAAAUCAUGUCUGCAAUGUUUCACUGCUCAAUUCCCUGCCAUUUAGGGGUUAAAUCACCUUUGUUUCUGUUUGUUGCCCUAGCCACACCUCUCCUGGGUGUGACUGACACAGUCUGCAUGAAAACAAAAUGGUUUCCUUUUCAAUUAGAUGUAACUUAAUUCAAAAGUUUUUAUCUCCUGCUCUGUAAAUUGAACUUUAAUUACAUACAGGAGGCUCCUGCAUGGUCUAGCAAGUUAUUAACAGAGCAGGAGAUAAGACAUUUUGCGUUAAACAGAAUUUGCAGUAAAGGAAGUGUAAACAUUAGAUGACUAUUUACAGGAAAUGUGUCUAGGGUGCAUAAACAAAGUGAUUGAACUCCUAAAUGGCAGAGAAUUGAGCAGUGAGACACCAAAACUGCUUCAUUGAGCUAAAGUUGUUUUGAUGACUAUAGUGUCCCUUUAAAUGUAGUGUAGCUUUGCUCUAUUGGUAGUGCGUCCUUAUGAAGAGUCUAAUUGUCUCUGAAGAGCAAUAAACUUACAUCACUUCAUGAUGUGGUUGAGGAUAUAUAGUUUUAUCCAUACUUGUCUUCAAAUUGUAAAGACUUUUAGGACUAUGAUAUAUUCAAAUAUGUUCUACAUGGCAUCCAUACUCAUACAUGUUGCGACAUACAAAAGUGUAAAAUAAAUAUGCCCAGUACUGGAAUUACACUGGUCCUUAUAUUCAGUUUAUUGAUAGAUAUGACCUAUUUUGAUUUGUACAGAAAAAAAUUUAAAUUUUAAGACACUGCUGUUAAAUGGUUUCAUGAAGUUUAUAAUAGAUUUUGGUUAACGGACUAAUUAUAUGUAUCUGUGUUACACCCACAGAUCUGCUCUGCAAAAUCACUUUUUAUUUUUGAAAACAGUAUUGUGACAUACAAUUAGCAUUCUAAUGAAGCUUAAUACUAUGUCAGCUGCUAAAGUGCCAAACGGUUUCUGUUAGCAAUAUAUUCUAUUAGAAAUUAUAUAGUAGCUAAACUUGGCACUUCAGAUGUUUGUCAACUGCAUCUCACAUGAUGCCCAGCUAUAGACUAUUUACAAUGCAAGCUAUGUAAUAUCAAACAAAGAAGGCCAGUCACGGUACAAAGGAAUUGGCAGGAAGCUGUAUGUGGGUUGGUACUGCAGGGAGCAGAAACAUUUUCAAACAAAUCAAAAUUUUCAUUCUGUGUAUAUAAGAAAGAAUUAUAACCAAAGUCUUUUAUAUUUAAUUCUUUAUUUUCUGUUGUGCAUGGUAUAACAGUAAGCUUACUCAGCCACAAUAGCAUUCGCAAGCUUUAUGGCAACAUACAUAAUAAACAGAACGUGGCAUAUGGAUAGACAGCACAGUUAACCCAAGUCUUUUACCUAGUUUUGAAAAUAUAUAGUUAAAUCUUGCUAUAUAUUUUUUACCAUAUAUUUCUUUUGAUAAAUCUGUUUUGUUUCCACAGUUUUAUGUGCCCUCUGUUCUUUCCAAAUUGUAAAUGCAUACAUCACUAAUACACCACUGUCUUCUCUCCUUUUUCCCCCCUUCCCUUUUUCCUUAUUUUGUUCCCUCCCACAUAAAGAUGUGGCAUUGGCUUAAUGAGCAGGUAAACAGAUUAUUAAACUGUGUGUCUUCUGACCUAAUUGUUAACACCAAAUUGAUUAUUUUCCAAGUUUGAAUUUUUUUACCCCUCUUAAAAAGAAAUCCGUUUCAAACUCAAAAUUUCUUCUGUACGAAAGAAUAUUUUGCAAUCUUUACCAAAGCAUUUCUAUACCACCAUGCUGGGGGAACUGUUCUUCUUCACAGUCUUCUUCACUGGUUUCUUCAUAAUCUUUAUGGCUAUGUUUAACAGUGGCAUUCUGUUCACAAAUUCAACAUCAUUCCAAAAUGUAAUAGUCUUAUGGAAGCAGUCUUUUAAGUUCUCUAAAAGCAUCUUGGCAAAAAAUAAAAUAAUCAAGACCCCAUUAGAUUCCUGAAUAUGCAUUGCAUCCUAAACAGUUUAGAAAAACAAAACACAAUUCAUAUUAAUUUAAUAGCAUUGCCUCAAAUUUCAUUAGUGAGAAAUGCAUGAUAUCAGAUCCCAUUGCCAUUCCAGUUUUGUAUGUGAAGAAAACAAACCCCACACAGUUAUUACAUUCUUAAUGUACAAGCAAAUUCUGCAAUCCUGGUCCCUGGUAGAGCAGGGUGACAUUAUACAUUUUGUAUAGGUAAUCUCUUUUUUGUGUAUUUAGUUUAAGUUUAAAAUGCUGUACAAAGUAUACUUGUUUUUGCUAGUCAUUGCAGUUGCACAUUUUGCUUUCUGUUAUCCUCAUCCUCAUCCACAGGAAAGUUUCAAGAGAAAAUGGGAUUUGUUUCUUUCAGUUUAACUAGCUACACAUUAUUACCUUUCAAGCAUUUUCUUUCCCAUUAAUCCAUGUGAAUUUUACAAAAUGCUCUUUCGUGUCAGAGAAUCCUAUAUUUAACAUUAUUUACUUCAAACUGUGCAUUUGUGUUGUUUGUGCUCUUAAGUGUGCAUAAUGUAUUUACUUUUAAUUUAGAGAAGAUACGAUACAUGUGUGAUCUGCUAAUUUAGAUUGUUUUCCCAAUUACCAAUUUUCAGAGGACUCCCUGGAUGAGCAUGGUCAAAAACAUGUCUACCUAGGUCAAACUCUCUUGUUUUAGUUUCAUGGGGAGGGGCUUGUUUUUUUUGUUUUGGUUUUUUUUUAUCUUUGAUUUUAUGGUACUAAUCAAGUUUCUUGAUUUGUAUUUCUUUUUUUCUUAAAACUGAUAAUGUUGUACAUUCUACUGACAUUUUUCAGAAUAUUUCCCACCAAUUUGUUGUUGGAGGUUAAUUCAUUUAAGAAAAUAUUCUAUUAAAACAGAGGGUACUUUUAUUUUUAAAUACAGUGAAGCACAUCUAAUUUUGAUGCCUGUGAAUCCUAUGAGCCUUUACAGUCUAUUUUACAUAUUCAAAUACAGCAUGUUUAUUUCUAUUUGUUUUUUAAACAAGAUAUAUAUUUUCUGAUGCCUCAUUUUAUCCAAUAGCGAGCAUGAUUGUACUUCCAGUGAAAUUCCCUAUGUGUUUUGGGUUCAGGACUAUAACCAUAAAUGGUUUGCUAUGAAAAUAAAAAGCCAAAGUACUACAUGGUAGUAAUUUAAUUAUUUUAGUGAUGUUUUAAAACGGCUUGGAAGUGGCAUAUUGAGAACUAAGAACUUAUUGAGGACACUGUUAUUGCUUUAGCUACUUCAGUGUAUUUUUUGGUAUUACGUUUUACAAAUUUCUUUUUGGUACAAGUUCACAAUUUUUUUUUUUUUUAUCAAUUAUCAGUUUUCAAGUGAAUUGUGAUAAAGGAGUAUACAUGAUGCUAUAGGCAGACAUGUGUAUUCAAGAAUAAGGCUUGGACACCAGAUGGCAGCAUGCGCCCUUGAAUUCACAAAGAUCUUGAAAAUGUGCUUUUCUUUUUUUCUUUCUUUCUUUCUUUUUUUAAUGCAAGGUUAUUGUUAAAUAUACCUGCUUUGUUUAUGUUUAAAACACAUGUAAUGAUAGUUUCAUUUACAAAUCAGUGUCAUUUUGGUUUCCACGGCAAAGGUGAAUUUCUUACUGGAGUUGUUUGAUCAUCCUAACCAUUGCUCAUUAUGUUUUAUUUUUUUUUAUUUCAGUUUAUGCUCUCUUGAAAACUUUAGAGCACAAUUGCAUUAUGAUUUACCAAUUGCGGAUGAUUUUUAUCAUAUUUUUCCUUGCCUCCAUUUGCACAGAUGAUCAUUUGGCUGGAGAAAUCUCUCGACAAAAUAAUCAGCAUAUUCAUAAUAUUUCUGCUAGUCAUUGGAACUCUUCUGUUAGCCCUGCUGCUAACAGCAAAGGUAUGUUAUAGCAAACAUUUGGUCUCAUUCCACUUUUGGGGUGGAAUGGAUGAAGAGAUCCCUGCUUACCAUAAGCUAUUGCUGCACUUAAAGAGACAUGCAUCACUUGAGAAAUCUGUCUUACUCAAAAGCUUUUACAGGCUGAAAGAAAAAAAAUCAUGUAAAUAUGAUUUCUUUUCAUAUUUACCUGCUUCUUUUUUCUUAUGAUUUGUACACUAAUCUUAUCAAUCCGUGUCCUAUCCUCAGGAAUGCUGGAAACAUGCAUUGGGUUUGCCUAACCGAUUUACACAUGUGUAGUUUUGAAGUUCUCUUCACCUUGCAACCUCCUGACAGGGAAAAUAGAGGAAGUCUGAUCAGGGUGAUUAAUGUAGGGCAGGCUCAGGUGGAGUGCUUCUUUCUCCUGCUAAUGUACAACGAUUCCCUCUUUUCUGUCAUAUAUAGACUGAUCUGAAUCUUAGAUGGGUGGGUAAGGAUUGGUUGUAUAUAUUGGUUUGUAUAUUUGUUUUAAAAAAAUAUUUGUCAAGUGUAAAGGGACACUCUGAACACCGCAACUACUAGAGACAGCUGUGGUAAUGUUUUGAGUUUUAGUUAAGCACUCUAAGCCAAUAAAUGCAGACCCAAAAUGGUCCUGCUUGGCUGAAUAGAACCAUUCUGCUUCAACUGCAGGAGAAUACAGGAUGCCCCAUGGACAACCAGGGAACCUAGGUAAGUUUUUAAACCAUUCUAAAAUGUUUUGGCAAAUUACAUCCCAACAGUGCAAGGCACUCCUGGCACCAUAAACAAUACAGCAGACUGUAGUGGCUAUGGUGCUUAGACUGUUUCUUUAUAAUAGACUGGUGACGUAUACCUUAGAUCUAAUAUUACCAUACUCUUGACAUUCCUUAACCCCUUAAGGACCAGGCUCCUGGAAUAAAAGGGCAUCAUGACAGAAUAUUUCUGGCAUGUGUCCUUAAGGGGUUAAAACUUUUAAAUUAUUAAAAUUUAUCAUGCAUGGGAUAUUUUGUUCUCCUUUCCUUUCUUUGUUUACAUUUGUUUUACUGUGUUUGUCAGCAUUAACAUUUUUAAAGAAUAAAGUAAAAUAGCAUUAGACACUCAAAUAACAGAACUAUAGUUUAUGAUGAAGUGAGCUUCUUCCCUGCUUUGGCCUCUCUAAUCCGCUCCAUCGUUUUUUGUAAAUGGCUGUCACUGCUCUCACUGCUGGGCUGUGCUUCUCCAUUAAAGGGACACUAUAGUCACCAGAACAACUAUAGCUUAUUGUAUUUGUUCUGGUGAGUAGAAUCAUUCCCUUGAGGCUUUUUUCAGUAAACAUUGUCUUUUCAGAGAAAAUGUGGUGUUUACAUUACAGCCUAGGGAUACCUCCAGUGGCCACUCCUCAGAUGGCUGCUAGAGGUGCUUCCUUGAGCAGUGCUGCACAUUUAGAAAGGCAUAUUUCUUUUGACAGUAUUUACAAAUUGCAGUUUUUUUUUUUUCCCCAGAAGAACUGGUAGUGUGGAAAUGUGGAAACAUUUUACUGAAAGGAGGAAAGAAAUCAAAACUAUCCCAAUUUUUGUCAAACUACUUUAAACAGUUCUUUUAAAAACUUGAUGCAGUAUAACUACAACUGUAGUGGUUAUGUAUUUGAGGCAAAAUUAAUUCUACCCUUGUCCUUGUAGCUUUUUUAUUAAAUCAAUCUGAAAGUUAGUUUUAGAGUUAUACUUUCUAGUUUCUGCCCUAAAUAUUUUUUUGUUUCAUAAUAGUUUGCAGCUUUUUAAAGCUGUUUUAAAUAGUCAUUCAAGUAUCCCCUUAAAAAACACCAUAGUCAACCAUGCCACUUCAUCUCAAGUGUCUUUUUUAUCCCUGUAAUGUACAACAUUCUGUGUUUUGUUUGUUUUUUGUGUAUUAGAAUCUGCAAUGUUUACAUUGCAGGGCUAAGUCCACCUCGGUCGCAAAAAACAGGUCACGUGAUGCGAAAGCCUCCAGUACAAAAGCAUUGAUUGAAUGCUUUCCUGUAGGGAAGCUUGAAUGCACAUGGUGCUCACUGCACAUGCGCAUUAGGUUCCCAAUGCUCCUUUUUUUUGAGAAGCAUUGGAUUUGGACCAUUGUGUAGGAGGUCAUGUCUUGUCUGUGAUGUUGCAGGAGGAGCAGAGGUUGGCAGUGGUGCUGGAAAAAGGGAAGUAUGUCUUUUAAUAUUCACAUUUUUGUUGCAAACUGGGCAGCAUUAGGAAUACACUAUAGUUCCUUUAAUUUUUCUGUUCGACAAACUUAAACAGGAAGAUUAUAUCUAUCCCCUAGUUCUAUCACCAGCAUACAAUAAUAAUGUACCAACAUUCAUGGCUUUUUUUAUAUUAACAGUUUUUUGGGUUUUUUUAAUUAUGAGCUUUAAGGCUAUUUAUUAUUGUACCUCCAUCCUCAGGUACAUGAAGAAAGUGUGCACAUAAUUGAAGUUACAAGCAACCUAAUAAAUGAGACGGUUUCCAAUCAUCCAGAAUGGGCAAAGUAAGAAACUAAACCUAUGUUGUUAGAAGUGUAAACGUCCUAGUAGAUAGAUAUAUAUAUAUAUAUAUAUAUAUAUAUAUAUAUAUAUAUAUAUAUAUAUAUAUAUAUAUAUAUAUAUAUAUAUAUAUAUAUAUAUAAAGUGAAUUUCAAAUUUAAGGCCAAAUUGCAAAAGUUCUCUAAACCACCAAUUCUAUAAAUGUCUACUUUUGCCUAAAAUGUUAAAUUAACUUUGAAAAUAACACUAAUGUGCUGACAUUACAUUACAUCACAUCACAAAGCUCUCUGUGCAGGAUUCCAUGCUCCGUUCAAUAGAACUGUCUUCCUCUCAUAGUCCAAUCAAAUACUUCUUCAUAGAAAAUUAUUUGAUUGGACCAUUUUAUUCACUUAGAGCACACACUAUUGAGCUGGGGAGGGAGUGAGUAAGGGGUGAGACAGGGGAGAGGUAAUUAAAGCAUACUAUAGUGGCUGGAAUAUAGUGGCAGCAGUGUAUUCCUAAUACUAUAGUAUUAAACUAACCUUUUCUCCCACACCGUGCUAGUCUUGCCACGACUGGCCUCGCCUCCAUGGCUGCAAUCAUCAAUCUUUAUGGUCUCCGCCAAUUCAAUGCUUUCCCACAGGAAAGCAUUGAGAAGCUAUUGUGCGCUUCUAUUGUGCACUCAGAAGUGGUCAUAGUGGUUGGAGUAACCCUUUAAGUAGCCCUCUAACAGUUAACACUUCUCUGUACACGUAGGCAAUAGGUAGUCUGCACUUUGUGCAGACCUCAUACAGUUGUCUGGGUAUUUAGGCUAUCAGGUGGCAAAUAAUUAAGUUCGUGUUACCUGUAAACCUGGGUAUUUUUCCCAUUAAUAAUUUAAGGACCACAGGAAGGUCUAUGCCAUCAUGCAGUGCAUGGCUUUUAUGUCCAGUGACAGCAUAGACAGUCAUGCAGUAAAGGUAACCUUUAUCUUUCGACAGCUGGGGCCACAGUUAGUGGCGAUAUUUCUUUCACUGCCCACACCCUACAGGAAAAAUGGGUAGGGGGAUCCCCAGGUAUCUUUCGAUACCCGAGUGGCCACAGACUGACAGAACUAUGAGCAGCGCUUAUCACUGUCGCCCCCCCUCCUCAAGUUUGCAUUCCAAAUUUUGCAGCAUUUUAGCAAUAAACCUAUAAUUUACUCCUUGCAGUAUUUGUUUUAUAACUUCUAAAAAAAUUAUUGAAACCCUAGGCAUAAUAAGCAUUUUAGCAAUCAGGAGUAAUUAAUUAAUCUAUUUUGAGUUUGUUUUCUUUACUUGCACUUGGUGUGCAGAAAUCCCCCUCCCCCACCCCCCCACAUAUUUUUAAAAUAUAUUCUUUCUAUUUAAUACAAAUAAGGUAUCAAAAGAAUGCCAUAUUUCUCUUUUUUAAAUAAUGGUAUCAUAUGUAUGGGUGCACAACGGAAAGGGGGAAAUUGUGUUGGAAUUAAUGCAUGGCAAAAAGGCCUUGAAACAAAUGCGUUGCCCAUUUAAAAAAAGCCUUGGUCCUUAAGGAGUUAAACUAUUUGUAUGAUUUCCACUGCUCCGCACAUCUUUCUGACCUUGAAAGGAUUAAUCCUCUACACCAUAAGCAGUUUUGCUGAACCCAUUUAUAUAGGUUAUUAAAAACGGUUUUCAUAUCCCAAGGAGUACCUGAAUUCUUAAGGAAUGAAACAAAACAACCCUUGUAUAUAUUUUGGUUGUACACUUCUGUUUAGUACUUAAUAUUGAUUGAGGAAGCUUAGCUGGUUUAUUUAGAUAUGUUAACUUUGCGGUUUGUGCAAAUAAAAAAAAAAAAAAAUAUAUGCAAUUAAGAAAAAAAUAUUUUUAUUUUUUUACUCAGUUGGCUCCCUGAAGCUCAAGUUGUUCAGAAGGCUCUGAAUUCUGCUGCUAAUAAUGUGUAUCAGUAUGGGAGAGAAUGGAUUACAAAUAAGGUAAUAUCUGAUCACGUGUUAUUUUUUUGUGCAUUAAGUUUAACUUCUAUUCAGGUUUCAGAAAACAAGGGUGAUGAGGACUUGUGAAAUAUCACAUUAAUCAAAAUAAGUGUAAUUAUUGCGUGUGUCAAUAAAAUGAAAAAAAAUAUAUAAAAAAUAAAUAUAUGUGUGUAUAGAGAUGAGGAGCAAUUUUAUUUUUCCAACUAGAGUGUAAAUGAGUGCAUUAUUAGAAUAGCUGGAACAAUUGUUUGUCCUUGAAGGCUGACUUGAGAGAUUUGACUUAAAUAUGACUGUGAUAUAGCUUGGGUUAACUUAUUGUCCAAUAGACUAAUUCAGUGAAUCAUUCUUGUCACUUCCUGAAACUCUUACGUUUUUCCAGACACAGGUAUUCCGGGAGCCAGUCAAAAUUCUAGUAUGUUGAUGCCUCCGCUAUUGCUUGUUAAAGCAGCCUUUUGCUCCUUGGAUUAGUGUUUCUGCUUAUUAUGUCACGUUCCAAUUGUACUUUUUCACUGAUCUAAAACAAAGAAUUUUUGCACAUUCCCACUGUGUGUUUCGAUGAUAGUAAAGUGCAUAACAAGCAGUGUUGGUGCAUGUGCACUGAUCAGUCACAGUAUUAAAGCCACUGACCGUUGAAGUGAAUAAUAUUGAUGAUAUUGUUACAGUGGCACCUGUCAAGGGGUGGGAUAUAUUAGGCAGCAAGUUCUUGAAUUUCCUGUGUUGGAAGCAGGGAAAAUGGGCAAGCAAAAAGAUCUGAGUGACUUUGACAAUGGUCAAAUAGUGAUGGCAAGACAAGUAGGUCAGAGCAUCUCAGAAAAGGCAAGUCUUGGGGGGUUUUCUCAGUGGCUACCAAAAGUGAUGCAUGAGAAGACUUCUGGUAAACUGGCAUCAUGGAUGACCAAGGCUCAUUGAAGCAAGCUGGGAGCACACUAGCUCAAAUUGAUGGAAUAUGAAAGGUGUCAGAAAACACAGCAUCACACCUUGCUGCGUAUGGGGCUGUGUAGAUGCACAUUGGUCAAAGUGCCCAUGAUGACCUCUGCCCACUGCUGAAAGAGCCUUUAACCCCUUAAGGACCAAACAUCUGGAAUAAAAGGGAAUCAUGACAUGUCACACAUGUCAUGUGUCCUUAAGGGGUUAAUGUGGAUAUGAGCAUCAGAACUAGACCAUGGUGCAUUGUUAAAAAGUCGUUUUCUUUUAGAUCAGGUGGAUGCGUGUGCAGUGUUUACCUGGGGAAGAGAUGUUCUGCUUGGAAACCUUUGGUACUGGCAUUCAAGUGGAUGUUCCUUUGAAACAUACCACCUAUCUAGAGAUUGUUGCAUUGGUGUUCCUUGAUGGCAGCGGUCUCUUUCCACAGGAUAAUGCACCCUGCCACACUGCAAAAAAAUUUCAGAAAUGACUUGAGGAACAUGAAAAAGAGUUGAAGAUAUUGCCUUGGCCUCAAAACCCCAGAUCUCAAACAAAUUGGGCAUAAAUUUGAUCUAUGGAGGCCCCAACUCGCAGCUUGCAGAGCUUAAAGGAUCUGCUGCUAUUGUCUUAGUGUCAGAUACCACAGGACACCAUCAGAGGUCUUCUGGAGUCCAUGACUCGAUUCGUCAAAGCUGUUUUGGAAGCACGAGGGUAUGUAUAUGAUAUUGCGCAUGUGGCAUUAAUGUUGUGGCUCAUCAGUGUAUAUGUUCUAAAUCAAAAUGUGCAAAAUAUUUUUGUAGUUUAGGUCAGAUAGUAUAACGGGCUAAUUUUGUGAACUGUGAAAUCUAUUAACAGCAGUCAAAUGACGUUCAUUUGUACAAAUUUAGCUGUUUCUAACUAACAUUUGCUGUGUGAAACCCAUUUACGUUUGCAGUAAAGGGAAAUUUUGUUAUUUCAUACAUAAUUUCCCUUCAUUCAGCUGCACUUGUGAAUAACAGACUUAGAAAAUGUAAGUAGAGAUCCGCAACAAAAUGGCCAAAUUGGAACUGAAUUGCAACUAAAAAUUCUUACGAUGCAGAGCUGGUAUAAGAGCAUCUGUAAUCUUAAAGGGACACUAUAGUCACCAGAACAACUACAGCUUUUAUUGUAUUUGUUCUGGUGAAUAUAAUCAAUCAUACCUCCACUGGUCACUCCUCAGAUGGCUACUAGAGGUGCUUCCUGGGGCAAUGCAGCACUGCCAUUCAGUGUCUCCAUCCUCUGCAUGCUGAUGCCAGGUCCGUGUUUGGCUUGUGCUGGCUCUACUUCUGAUCUGCCUCUUUGACAGUCUCAGCCAAUCCAAUGUGAAAGCAUUGUGAUUGGCUCAGAAAAUAACUUCUGAUGAUGUCAGGAAAGCAAGCAGAUCAGGGGCAGAGCCAGCAGCUGCAGACCUGAACAAAAGUAAGAUUUUACUAUAUUUUGGGUGGGAAGAGGGGGGCUAGAUGGUUGUUUUAAUACAAUAUGGUCAGAAAUACAUGUUUGUGUUCCUGACCCUAUAGUGUUCCUUUAAAUCUUGCCCAACCCUAUAUCACCUUAAUACAUAACCUAACCCCAUCAAUACCUUUUACCUUUUAUUUCUCUUUUUUCCUGUAAAGCAGGGACAUUUUGCUACAGUCCAGUUAGUGUUUUGCUUAACCCCUUAAGGACACAUGACAUGUGUGACAUGUCAUGAUUCCCUUUUAUUCCAGAAGUUUGGUCCUUAAGGGGUAAAUAAGGCUGGUGCUGUUUCCAAACAAAUGUGGCAGGCAUGAUAAACGUAUUUAUUUAUUUAAAACUAAUCCUUCAAACUGGUAAUUCAAUUUUGUAUCUUGUAUCUCUUUAUAGCUUCAUAAAAUAUUGGGAGAAAAAGUAAACAAUACCACUCUUAUUGAGAAGCAAGUUCUACAGCUUUGGGACAGACUUUAUCAUUCAUGGGUUAUUAAGGUAAUUUGUAGUGUAAUGUUUUUGUCCAAUUCUACCAAGCAUUAAACCUACAAAGUUUUUCACUAAACCUAAAGGUCUAAACUGAUUUAAUGUAUAAUGCAUGAAAUUAGAUGGAGACCAUCCAUACAGAAAAUAGACAUGGGGUAGGUAACCUUUUAGCAGGCAAACAAAGACUUUGAAAUCCCUUGGCGUGCCAGACCUUGUGUGUGUGGUUUUCCUUUUAGGAUUGUGCACGCUUAUGUGGGUUGUCACUGGUGGUGUGUUUGUGGUCAUUGGUAUUGUGUGGGCUAUUUAUGAAGCUCUGUUUUUACACGUGGGCUGAUGUAUUUGCAAGGGGACUUCUUGUGUGGUCAUGUGUAUGUCUAAAAGACUAUUUCAGACAAACACACAGAAAUAAAUUUCAGUCACACUCAUGAAAAAUACACUCAAACAUUGAUACACUGUCACACACAUCGCCUCUCUAGGGCACACGCACACACUGCCAGAGUGCACACUGCUAUGCACCCUUCCAAUUCAUUUGCCAGGGCACACACUUUUAAUACUCAAACAUGAUGCUUAACACACACUCCACCACACACCCAAUCACACUGCUAGAAAGUGCAAGACACACCGCUAGACACAAACAAACAGAUUGCUAAACACACAUAUUACUACACACAAAGUGACUUCUAUACUCUCACAUUGACAAUGUUGUUCCACCUUUAGAACAAAAAUCCCAGUGUCACCCAAAAUUGUGGUAUACACUGGCAGGAAGCACAAAAGCAUAAGUGGCCAAAAAAAAUCUUAAACUUUUUAUUCUCAAUGAUACAAAAAAUAAUGGUCCACUUAAAAAGAAAAUAUAAACAGUAUUAAAACUCUCUUCUCCUGACAACGGCGUCUUCGAGCGCUUUUAUUUUCAAUUUGCAAUUGGGUAGCACUAUGCACGUUAGAAUUUUUGUUGGGAGUGUUCAGGGUUACUGGUUCAGGUAGGCAUUAGCUCUGUGCGGUACAAAGGUUUACAGGGACAGCGAGAGAUUUUUAUUAAUGGGGAAUUUGUAGUACAUUUAUCUUUUGCAACCUCCUGGUUCCCUCUCUGGCGUUUUGGGACACCGUGUACAGGGGAGGUUUGGAUGAGUCUAGUUUAAGGAUGCAGACCUUCUACCUCUUUGUAAAUACCCUCUUCCCUACCUGUCCAGAGGUUGACACCACCCACUUCUUAUACCCCUGUUUUCAUACUGUUUAUAUUUUAUUUUUAAGUGGACCAUUAUUGUUUGUAUCAUUGAGAAUAAAGUUUAAGGUUUUCUUUGGCCACUUACAAUACUUUUGUAUUUCCUCCCAGUGUAUCUCACAAUUUUGGGUGACACUGGGGUUUUUGUUCUCAUUGUCAGUAGUUUAGCUCCAGGGUUACCCCCUAAUUGCAAACACUAUUUAGGUGACUUUUCUUUUGACUUGGGAGGUGCAGGGGGAAUGGCCUAAACAUCUUGUUUCACCGUAGGAUUAUCCCCCUGGGGUGGGACAACACUCCCUUUUGUUCCACCUGGAUCAACGUUUUCAUUUUGAAUUUUUGUAGUUCCAACUUUAUCCCUUACGGUUUAACGGCAGGAUAAUUGCUCCCUGGGGUCUACUCGGGGCCAGGCUGGCCAGGCACAGAACAAGGGCAGGGGCUUUGGUGAGCUGCUAUCCUUCUGUGCAUUCUCAAAUCUUUAUACAUUUUUAACAUCAAAUAUAACCUAUUUGGGGAUUAAAAUUCCCAAAAAUAUUGCACUCCUUUAUUAGCUAAAUAUUUCCCACUUCUUCCCCACCAUCUUUUAAUCUAUUUUCCAAGAAUUAGAACAUUGAUAAAACUACCUCUAUGAUAUAUAGGCAGAGCUAGUAUAAUUUAAUUUGCUUCCCAAGACUGUUAUUUUCGGACCUACAUUUGGAAUCCUUCCUAGUGCAACCUGACUAGUUGCCGGACCUCCUCCACAGGCACACAACCUUUUACCCAACAAGCUGCUGGAAACUAUUCAAAAUAGUAGUCAACUAGUCAAAUUAGUAGUCAACCCAUGUACCCCUAAUUAACCAUAGAAACAUAGAAUGUGACGGCAGAUAAGAACCAUUCGGCCCAUCUAGUCUGCCCAAUUUUCUAAAUACUUUCAUUAGUCCCUAGUCUUAUCUUAUAGUUAGGAUAGCCUUAUGCCUAUCCCACGCAUGCUUAAACUCCUUUACUGUGUUAACCUCUACCACUUCAGCUGGAAGGCUAUUCCAUGCAUCCACUACCCUCUCAGUAAAGUAAUACUUCCUGAUAUUAUUUUUAAACCUUUGUCCCUCUAAUUUAAGACUAUGUCCUCUUGUUGUGGUAGUUUUUCUUCUUUUAAAUAUAGUCUCCUCCUUUACUGUGUUGAUUCCCUUUAUAUAUUUAAAUGUUUCUAUCAUAUCCCCCCUGUCUCGUCUUUCCUCCAAGCUAUACAUGUUAAGAUCCUUUAACCUUUCCUGGUAAGUUUUAUCCCGCAAUCCAUGAACCAGUUUAGUAGCCCUUCUCUGAACCCUCUCUAAGGUAUCAAUAUCCUUCUGAAGAUACGGUCUCCAGUACUGUGUACAAUACUCCAAGUGAGGUCUCACCAGUGUUCUGUACAAUGGCAUGAGCACUUCCCUCUUUCUACUGCUAAUACCUCUCCCUAUACAACCAAGCAUUCUGCUAGCAUUUCCUGCUGCUCUAUUACAUUGUCUGCCUACCUUUAAGUCAUCAGAAAUAAUCACCCCUAAAUCCCUUUACUCAUAUGUUGAGGUUAGAACUCUAUCAAAUAUUCUGUACUCUGCCCUUGGGUUUUUACGUCCAAGAUGCAUUAUCUUGCACUUAUCCACAUUAAAUGUCAGUUGCCACAAUUCUGACCAUUUUUCUAGUUUACCUAAAUCAUUUGUCAUUUGGCUUAUCCCUCCUGGAACAUCAACCCUGUUACAUAUCUUAGUAUCAUCAGCAAAAAGACAUACCUUACCAUCAAGACCUUCUGCAAUAUCACUAAUAAAAAUAUUAAAGAGAAUGGGUCCAAGUACAGAUCCCUGAGGUACCCCACUGGUGACAAGUCCAAGCUUCAAUAUAUUCCAUUAACUACAACCCUCUGUUGCCUGUCACUCAGCCACUGCCUUACCCAUUCAACAAUAUUGGAAUCCAAACUUAAAGAUUGCAGUUUAUUGAUAAGCCUUCUAUGUGCAACAGUGUCAAAAGCCUUACUGAAAUCUAGGUAAGCAAUGUCUACUGCACCACCCUGAUCUAUAAUUUUAGUUACCCAAUCAAAAAAAUCAAUAAGAUUAGUUUGGCAUGAUCUCCCUGAAGUAAACCCAUGUUGUCUCUGAUCUUGAAAUCCAUGUGUUUUUAGAUGUUCAACAAUCCUAUCCUUUAACAUGGUUUCCAUCACUUUCCCCACUACUGAAGUAAGGCUUACUGGCCUAUAGUUGCCCGACUCCUCCCUAUUACCUUUCUUGUAAAUGGGCACAACAUUCGCUAACUUCCAAUCUUCUGGGACUACUCCUGUUAACAAUGAUUGGUUAAAUAAAUCUGUUAAUGGUUUUGCUAGUACACCACUAAGCUCUUUUAAUAGCUUUGGGUGUAUUCCAUCAGGUCCCAUUGACUUAUUUGUCUUUACUUUUGACAGUUGAAAUAGAACCUCUUCCUCUGUAAACUCACGUGUAAUAAAUGACUCAUUUAUCCUUUUUCUCAACUGAGGUCCCUUUCCUUCAUUUUCUUCUGUAAAUACAGAACAAAAAUAUUCAUUGAGGCAGUCAGCCUGACCUUUAUCCUCUUCUACAUACCUUCCUUCUUUUGUUUUUAAUCUAACUAAUCCUUGUUUUACUUUUCUUUUCUCAUUUAUGUAUCUAAAAAAUGUUUUAUCCCCCUUUUUUACUGACACUGCUAUUUUCUCUUCUGUGUGUGAUUUGGAAGCCCUUAUAACUUGCUUAGCCUCUUUCUGCCUAAUCUUAUAGAUCAUUUUGUCUUCCUCACUCUGGGUUUUUUUAUAAUUCCUAAAUGCUAACUUUUUGUUUUUAACUAUUUUGGCCACAUCUGCGGAGUACCACAGUGGUUUCUUGAAUUUUUUGCUUUUACUGACAAGCCUAAUGCAAUUUUCUGUUGCCUUCAAUAGUGCAACUUUUAAAUAAUCCCAUUUUUCUUGGACUCCAUUUAAAUUGCUCCAGUCUGCUAAUGACUCCUCUACCCAUAUUCUAAUUUUAGAAAAGUCUGUUUUUCUAAAGUCUAAAAUUUUUGUUUUUGUGUGGUGUGACUCAGUCACUGUUCUUAUAUUAAACCACACUGACUGAUGAUCACUGGAUCCUAAACUUUCACCUACAGUAACAUCUGAUACCAAAUCUCCAUUUGUUAACACUAAAUCUAGUAUGGCCUCUUUACGAGUUGGCUCCUCAACAACUUGUUUUAGAGACAAUCCCAGUAGGGAGUUUAGAAUAUGUGUGCUCCUGGCACAAGUAGCUAAUUUUGUUUUCCAAUUUACAUCAGGAAGAUUAAAGUCACCCAUGAUGAUAACUUCCCCCUUCAUUGUCAUUUUAGCUAUUUCCUCAACUAGUAGAUUAUCUAACUCUUCAAUUUGUCCUGGGGGCCUAUAAAUCACACCUACACGAGUUCCUGUGUGAUUACAAAAUUCUAACGUAGCCCAUGAUUUUCAAGGGGGAGUAAACCACUAACCCUUCACUGCUUAAGCUACCAGAGUAAUUAAUAUAAUCUGUUCUUUAGUUGAAUUCCAUAGCCUAACAUUUCUCUCCCUGGGAUAUAUUUGGUGGUUGGGGGGGGACUGCCAUGGUACACAUGCUUUCUGUUGCAACAUUAUUUCCACACUAUUACACAACACUUUACAUCUGCAGAUUGGGAAAAACCCCUAGGUAAGCUAAUAUGCACCUCAACCACUGCCUCAUCCUCCAUCUCCAAGAUAUACUCCAAGUUGGGACACUAUACAAGCAGGAUUAGCAAGAUGGAGAACACAUUUUUCUGAUGUAAGUCCAAACAGACAUCCUCCUUGCACACUACACUCAAGUCCAACUACUACUCAGGUCUCCUAUUAAGACAUGUUCUUAAAGACCACUCAUUAUGACUACAAUUCUCCAUUCCGCCUUUAUCUCAUGGCUAGAAAUACUCAGCAACCUGUUUCAAACGCACCUGCUUACCAUCAACACAGAGCCUCGUCUUGGGGGAAGCGCUAUACCUGCUAUAAUCCCUGUUCCUGGGAUUGUUCUUUGGAUUGCUAUAAUCACUAGCUAUAGAGCUAUACUCUCUUGGAGGAGAGGCCUUCCCACUGGGAGCUGGAUACAGGAGUUUGGUCCAGGGUGGGAAGGGACGGCGAGACCCUAGCCAAGCUGCAGAGGCUAAGGGGCUACGGUGCUUAUGGUGUCCAGUGCGGUGCUUAUGGUACUCAGCGACCCCAGUCGGGGUGCCAGGCGUUCCACCACAUCCUUGGUCUGAGCGCCCAAGUUGUCCAAAUAGCGCUCAGAUCCAUGCAGUGUAGGGGAAUCGCCACCAGGGUAAAGUUCUGACCUGGUCCUAUGCCCAAAAUAGUUCCAGACCAAUGUAUGUUUUGUCCGGUUAACCUUCCAGAACUCCUGCGGCCGAAAUACAGUGUGCUCUGCCUGGAGCGUUAGUCUCAGGCACCUUCCCUCCAAAAAGUGCUCUCCUGGCGAGUCGUCAAGUUGGUCAAGACCCUGAAACCAUACAACCGGACAUGGCGAUUGUGGCACUGAGGACCAUACGUGGGUUUGUUCAUGCGAACGGCCGCCAUAUGUGUGUGUGUAUGUAUAUGUAUAUGUGUGUGUGUAUAUAUGUAUAUAUAUAUAUAUAUAUAUAUAUAUGUGUGUGUGUAUAAUAUAUUAUACAUAUAUUAAAAAAAAUCUACAUGAAAUAAAAAUGCAAAAACAAAUUUGUAAAAAAGAACUAAUACAAAAUACAGUAAAAAACUAAAAAAGUACGUAUUUUCAAUCAGAUGCAGUUUCUCAGGUGGUGUUUCCCAAUUUACCACCUUUUUUACAUAACUCAAUAUAAAACGAUAUUUGGGAAUCAGCUAAUCAUCUAUUAGGAAAAAUAUAAACCAAAAAUAGUGUAAUAAAAUUAGAUACAAUAAAACUGCACUGCUUUAGCAUGCACUCACAGUGUGUUUGAGAAACUGCGCCUUGGGUUGCCUCCCCUGGUUAAGGCUGGGAGGCUAGGGGCUAACACCUUCUUUUGAGUUCCUCUUGCUGCAGAUCUGGUCCACAGUAAAUUAGAAAGCCGGAAUAUUGAACGCCAAAGUUAAAAAUACAUUUAUUUGAUAAAAAUAGUAUUAAAAACAAACAAUGCAAAAAAAAGGCUCUGUCCAACGCGUUUCUUCCACUAGUGUGGACGAAUGUCAUAAGUGUAUCUUGAUAAUAUAUAUAACGUGUAUAUUUAGCUAUUUUUACAUAAUUCAUUUUUAUUAACUAUUAUUCAAGGGACAACCUAGGCAGAAAGUCCAUUUAACUUUGUUUACAAGCCCUAUAUUUAACUCUGUAACUUUCCAAAACACCAUAAAACUUGUACAUAUGAGGUACUUUUGUACUCGUGAGACUUCGCUGAACACAAAGAUGAGUGUUUUAAAAUAUCAUCAGUGAAAGAUGUGAAAAAUACAUAAUAAAAAUUAUAUGAAGUAUAGGAAAACUAACUUUGCUCAGCGUUUGUGACUAAGUGGCUACUACAAAAGACUGGACUUUCCCAAUUCUGAAUACCCUGGAUUGUCUACUUUUGUGAAUGGUAUGCCAUAGUUGGGGUAUUUUUCAUUCCUUGGCUGCCAUAUGAUCUCAAAGGCAGUAUAGGCUCAGCAAUCCAAUCUGGCAAACUGAAAUGGGAAAGCCCUAUAUUUGUCCCUGUAACUUUCCAAAACACAAUUAAACCUGCACAUGGCGGGAUGGGAUACUGUUUUAUCCGUGAGGAAUCCCUGAAUAUAAUUGAGUGUUUAGAGCAGUAAAACCUAUAAUGAAAAUGAUUUCAUCAGUGAAAGGACAGUUUUUUCUUUGUGAAAAAUUAAAAACAAUAAACAUUAUGAACAUUACAUUUUGCCAAUGUUUGUGACUAAGUGGCUAAAAAAAAACUGGACAUACCCCAUUCUGAAUACCCUUGGUUGUCUACUUUUGUGAAUGAUAAGCCAUGAUGGGGGUAAUUAUCAUUUCUGGGCCGCCAUAAGGUCUCAAAGGCAACAUAGGCCAACCAAUCUGGCAAAAUGAAAUGUGAAAGCCCUAUAUUUGAUUCUGUAACUUUCCAAACCCCUUGAAACCUUCACAAGAGGGUACUGUUUUACUUGUGAGAUAUUGCUGAACACAAAUAUGAGUGUUUUAAAGUAGUAAAACUUAAAAUAACUAUCAGUGAAAGGGCAAUUUUUUUUUUUUGGGGGGGGGGUGAGGAAAAAAACAAAUAAUUGCUAAUUUUGGCCAGGGUUUCUGACUAAGUGGCUACUACAAAAGACUGGACAUACCCCAUUUUGAAUACCCUGGGUUAUCUACUUUUGCAAAUGGUAUGCCAUGAUGGGGUAAUUCUCAUUCCUGGACUGCUAUAUGGUCCCAAAGACCGCAUUGGCGAAGCAAACAAAUCUGGCAAAUUUCAAAGUGUAAAAAUGAAAAAGGGGAAAGCCCUAUAUUUGACCCUGUAACUCUCCAAAACACCAUAAAACCUGUACAUGUGGGGUACUUUUUUACUUGUGAGACAUCGCUGAAUACAAAUAUGUGUAAUUUAUUGCAGUAAAAACUAACUGUAUUAUGACCUUAAAUGACUACUAUAGGCACCCAGACAACUUAAGCUCAAUGAAGUUGUCUGGGUGCCAGGUCCCCCUAGUUUUAACCCCUUCACAGAAACUGCUAUGUUUACAUUGAGGGUUAAUACAGCCUCUAGUGGCUGUCUUUCUGACAGCCACUUGAGGCCGCUUCCUCAAUGCGAAAAUCGCAUUGAGGACACACUGGACGUCCAUAGGAAAGCAUUGAGGAAUACAAAUCUGUAUUCUGAACACUAUAAUUCGCAUUCAGAGCUGACGUCUGCAGGGGGAGGAGAGAGCCCGGCGCUGGAUUAAGGUAAGUGGUUGAAGGGGUUACCUAAUAACCCUAUAGAGCCAGGAAAGCAAGUUUGUUUUCCUGGCACUAUAGUGCUCCUUUAACCGUUAAAAUGCCAUGAAGAACUUUUUAAAUUUUAUUCCUAUUAAAUUAUGUUUCAUAUAAAAGUAUUUCAUAUGAAAUGAAAGCCGGUUUCUCCUGAACAAAAUGCUAUACAAGUGAGGGUGGACUUAAUAUGAAAGAGGUGAAUUAUGGUUGAACAGACAUAUAGCGCAAAUUCCAGCUUUUGUUUUGAUCACAAUUUGUACAAUUGACUCCGUUUUUGAGGGGUUAAACUAAAUUGAAAUUUGCUGCCAAAAUUAACACUGAUGCUUAGCCCAUGUAGUUUUUUUAGCAUGCUCACUUGUAACAUACCAUCCCCUCAGAGAAACAGACAUGUACUGAUAUUACUUUUUGCGUGGGUAUCCUCUUCCCCUAGUGCAGGCUGAUUUAAGUAUGUUUUAUGUUGGCAGCAUGAAAAUGGUAGUUAUAGUAAAUGUUUACUCAUGGCUUUUUAUGUGAAUAAUGAUACAGAGUAGUCUAACUGAUAUAGGCAUUCUUUGAUUAAUAGAAUGUUACACAUUCCGGUAGACACAAAGGCCACAAGAUGCAAAUACAACGUCAAAACAGCUGGCUGGGAGAUAUUUUGGAUUGGCAAGACAUUGCUUCGUUUGUUCACGAAAAUAUUGAAACUUUUCUUUCGGUAAGGUACCUCACAUCAUUAUUGUUAUUAUUAUUGUUAUUGUUAUUUAAGCUAUAAUUUGUAACUUUGGUUUUUAGGCUUUGUCAGCUCUUAAUGAAAAAUAUAUAUAUUUUAGCCCUUUGGUAAUAUUUAAAAAUGUCAUCCCAUUGAAUUGGUCUCAGUGCACUGUCCCUGUCCCCUUAACCCAGUUGAAGACAUGGCAGUUUUAGAGAAACUGCAAUGUUUUCAUUGCAAUGUUAAGUGUUUAGUGGCUGUCUACCAGAUAUCCACAAGAGGCACUUCCUGCUGUUUCAUGGAGUUUAACUUUGUAAAUCGACGUUGGACAUCCUCAAACUUUGCAUGAGGACAUCCAGAGCCUUUUAAAUCUCCAUAGGAAAGCAAUGAUGCGUUUGUGCUUUAGGUUCCCCCUUGAGAUGAUGGAGGAGGAGCCACCUGUGAGUUUGCUGUGGAAAAGAGGAGGGCAGAGGUACACUAUAGUGUUAGGAAUACAAAUCUGUAUUCUGAACACUAUAAUGUUCCUUUAAAGGGACACUCCAGGCACCCAGACCACUUCUGCCCAUUGGAGUGGUCUGGGUGCCAACUCCCACUACUCUGCAAUAAUUACCUUGCAGGGUUAACUCCACUUCUAGUGGCUGUCUACUAGACAGCCACUAGAGGGCACUUCCUGCAUCAUAGCACAGAAAACCUGUGCUAGAGUGUUGCUGGACGUCCUCACGCUGUGUGAGGACCUCCAGCGUCGCUCAAUUCCCCAUAGGAAAGCAUUGAAUAGCAUUUUCAAUGCUUUCCUAUGGGGAGCUCUAAUGCGCAUGCGCAUUAGGUCUCCCCGGCUGGUGGGCGGGAUCAGUCUCGCCCACCAGCCGACGUAAUACAGAGGAGGAGCGGCAGAGGAGAAGCAGCAACGUGGGACAUGACGCGGCCUCUGGUAAGUUACUGAAGGGGUUUUUACCCCUUCAGCAACCGAGGAUUGGAAACGGAUUGUUUUCCUGGCACUGGAGUUUCCCUUUAAUGAAGCAGUUUUGGUGUAUAGAUCACUACUCAAUUUUUUUGUCAUUUAGGAGUUAAAUAACUUUUUCAUGCAGCCCUAGCCACACCUCCCAUGCAUAUGACCUACAUACUAGGAAUGAAUUCAAAUAGAUGCCAAAUUAUUAGUUUAGAAUGUACACAUCAGUUGAAUUCAGAUUUUUUUUUGUUUAAAUUUUUUUUUCUGUGUUUGUAUAUUACUUGUAAUAAGUAUUCUCCUGAGCAUGCCAUGAUCUUGUUUUCAUAAUUUAUUCAGUGACUUUUUUAAAUUUUAAAAUGUCUUACUAACAUGCAUUUGUGAAAAAGUGUUACUCUAAUUUUAUCAGGGUUAGUACAGCUAGAAAAUUUAAAACACAGGCUAAGUGACCUUCUAAAUAUGAAAUGACAUGUCUUCCACUUGGAAAAAUGUUUUUGUUUUUUUUUGUUUUUUUUAAGAUACUGGAGUCACUGUGGAUUGUGAUGAGCCGAAAUCUAAGCCUACUUUUCACUACUGUAACCACAUUAUUUACUGUCAUCUUUUACAGUGGUACAGCACUUCUCAAUUUUGUAUUAUCUUUGGUAUGUAUUUGAAGUGUGCUGCAUAUUGUAAAAUGUCAAAGAUUUCCAUUGACCUUUCUGAGAUAUACACACCAUCAAUGUCAAUGUCAUGCACUUCUAAUGUAGCUUCCUUUUUUGUUCCAUUCCAUAGCUUUUUUAACCCCAAUCUUGGACACUAUAUUCCCCAGGCUUAUCAUCUUGCCAUUCAAGGUACCCAGUAGGCUAAGCUUCUCUAGCCCUUUCUGGACCCUCAAAACAUGGCCUUUUCGACAUCUGUCUAGAUAUCAGAGCCACCAUUUUUAAAAGAAAGCUUCCAAGGAAUGCUUGGCACAGAGUAGGCAAGAACAGGAAAGUUAAUUUAAAAACCCAGAGCACACUUCUGUUGACAGUGGCAUGCUGACUUGAAUGCCUUGAAUGCCAGUAACUGCACGGUUACGGGGAGACCACUGCCCAGGACAUCCCUUUUGAAGAGUAAGUACAGGUUUUUGACAUCUGUAGAAGGAUCUGCAUAGGUCUCUUGAGGUUAGGGUUCAUCAGCCAUCAGAGCCCAUACUUCAGCAGGAUGGUGUGAGUGUCAGUUUGAGCAUAUAGCAAGAUGUAAUAUGUUAUUGUAUUAUUCUAUCAGGGUGCUGCAUUUUGUUUGGAAGGUUGUAGGUUAACAAAAUAUUUGAAAUUGGAGCAUAAGUCUGACUUUCUUACUAACUUAAAAAGUUUUGAUUUUCAAUUGAUAACCAUAAUUAGCCCUGGAUUCUUGUGCACACUCUCAUUUCCUCAAUGCCCCUGUGCCUCCUGCCUUCUCUGCCCUUGUGUGUCUGGUAUUGUCUUAACUAUUUAAUACACUUGCAUUUUAUUGGCUAUUAAAAGGUGUAGUUUUAAAAGGCAAACUUGGUACCACAAAAGCAAGUGUACAGCCAUUGCAGUACUAGCAUGUAUGAUGGAUAUUUACCAGCCUUUACAAUCUUACUUAAUCCUUCAAACACUUGGAAUGAGUCGGUGUUCAGCUACUGUUUCCUGUUCCUGCUUGUGAACAUACUACUGACACAGCCCUGUCCUGACUCCAUAGCAUGACAGCCUGUGUUCCAACAGUUGGGAAUGAAGUGCAUGUAUUAUUUUAUUUUAGCAUCUUUAAACGCAGAUUGUGAGCUCUGAUUUACUGGAAGCUCCUGUUCUAAUGUAUACUUCUGUCACAUUUGGUAACAUCCUUAUAAUUAUUCCUGUAUCUCCCUAUAAUGUACGACACUAAAACAUGCUAUGUACAACAUUAUAGCUCAAUAUAAAUGAAAUACUGCUAUACAGAUAACAUAAUUGUGAUGGCUAACACAGAUUGAUUGUAUUUGGGGUAGAUGUACUAACUGGCUAAUCGCAUAUGUAAAAAUAUUUGAUUUACUACUUUUUAAUUUAAUCCCAAAUUUAAAAAUGAUAAAUUUUUAACAUAUUCACUCCAAAUUCCCCAAUGUGUAUAAAUAGUUAGUGGUAGUUUGCGUUAUCUUUUCUGUUUGCAGAACUCACUCUCCAUUAAUUUCUGUAUACAUUUUUUUUACUAACAUUAUAAUGCUUGAUUUGUCUUCUAGGUAAUUUUUUUGACUACUCUGUUCUAUCUAUUGAGUUCAAGUGACGAGUACUACAAACCAGUAAAGUGGGUUAUAAGUCUCACCCCACUUUCUCAGCCAGGACCAUCCUCCAAUAUCAUUGGCCAGUCAGUAGAAGAAGCUAUAAGGUAAGCAAUGAUACUUGUCUACUGUGUAAUUUUUAAAUGUAUUACCUGCAAGUGUUACAGGGGAACACUGAAGAAGCCACGCACAGAGAGUCCGGACACAAGUAAUUUCAGGAAGUAAAGAUCUUUAUUCUCCCCGAUCGGGUCUCCGAUGAACUCCUGUUCAAAAGGUCUGAGCCCUGAGCACAUGCAGUAGAGGCUUUUUUAUAAGCUAUGCAUCCCCCAUCUGUACCCCUACACCAAUCAGCAAACAGGAUACCCAGGAUUACCUUAUAUGGACAGGCAACAUGGCCCUUUAGGAGAAUGGAAUGUGGUUUCAGUUCUUGCACAUGCUCAGUACAUUGAUAACAGUAUAUUAGCUACAUGUAACUUACUAACAGAUACAACAGAUACCUGUACUUGUAUAUGCCACAUGGAGAUUUUUGGCCUACCUGAAAUCCCAUCAUAUUCCCCCCUUUGAUGCUUCUGAUACAAAGUACUCCAGUUGCAUCACUUACCAUUCUUUUCCAAUACCACUCAGGUAAUUAUAUAACAGGAGAAACCAUGUGAGCAUUCUAGUUGAAUUUUAUGAAUUCUCUGAACUCAUCGACCUGAUUACAAAUUAUUUCUCUUUGGGCUAGAGGUUCAUAUCUCCAGAUGGCCAUUAAGUGAGCUGCUGUCUUCCUUUCUAUAGUGUUCUCAAUAACACUACGUAUGGACCGAAUUAUUAAUGGAAUCAAGCAGGGUAGUAAGAGGCAUAAGAUAAUAAUAAAUACCACUCCUCCUAGUGCUUUUAUCCGUCCAAACUGUUCAUACCAGCUUCCAAACAAACUACCUGGAUUAUACCCGUUCCAGAUCUGAGUAGGUACGUGCGUUAGUUUAACCAUGUGGCUGGUAAGGUCAACCACAGUUUGCCCUUCAUCAUCUAUAUGCAGAAAGCAAUUACUAAGAUUAAACUUUCCGCACACACCUCCUUCUACUGCUAAUAAAUAGUCAAGAGCCAGCCUAUUUUGGUAAAUGGCUGACCUCAUACGGGUAUUUUGCUUUGCCAGGAGGUUAAGUGCUUAAGCUGUCUCAUUGGUUAUAAUCUCAACCACCGCCUGUAAUCUUAUAAUGUGGUUGAGCAUGUUUAGGGGGGUUCGGUAACCAUAGUACCAUCUUCAGCCCAAGUAGCAGGUCCAUGGUAAUUAAUAAUUCGCUGGGGUGGCCAUUCAUCUUCCCAAUUACCUAUAUUUAAUGGUUCUCGCUUCUUCCUAUGAUUUACAUCAUAGACCUUAACUACCAAGGUCUCUCCUGUUUGGAUUGGAAACAAAAAGGAUGGUUUGAGCAUACCUAGCACACACACCUCCACCCAAUCUUGUGGUAAUUCUGAAUAUGCCUUCUUACCACAAAUCCAGUAUAAAUUUUCUGGGGCUCUCCAGUUAGAUGUAGCCGAUAGAUCAAACCAUACCUCUCUUAAAUUGGUGUAAUUAACAAAAGGAUUGGUAGGCUUUGAGACAUUUGAAACCGACCACCAGGUAGUAUUAUGGCUACUUGCAUUAUAUGCUUUCUGUCCUAGACAAGUCAACUCGCCUACAGGUGUGUUAUACAUUGGACCUCCCCUAGCUAAACAUAAAUGACCUAUUGUGGAUGUUUUUAUUUGCCAUUCCAAUUUUUCCCGUAUGGUUGCUUGAUUACUGGAGUGGGAAGGCAUCUGUUGCUCAUUUGUCUUAGAACCAGGAUACCAUACUUCUCUCGCUUCUCAUGGCCAUUGGUCUCCCAUAUUUAUACCUCCACAUACAAAGCAGUUAGUUAUAUUAAGACUACUUGCAAUACUGUCAGCCAGAUCGAUGAACAGGUUCCUAGCAGUGUGGGGAGCUUAAUCUUCAACACUCAUCUCCUCAUAAAAGGAAUGGAAGACCUGAUGAGUUUGGGCAUUUAGGGUCUCGGUUUCAAGAUAUAUAUAUAUAUAUAUAUAUAUAUAUAUAUAUAUAUAAAAAAAAUAUUCUCUUGAAACAGAGACCCUGAAUGCCCAAGCUCAUCAGGUCUUCCAUUAUAUAUAUAUAUAUAUAUAUAUAUAUAUAUAUAUAUAUAUAUAUAUAUAUAUAUAUAUAUAUAUAUAUAUAUAUAUAUAUAUAAUUUCUGUCCUUGUACCAUAUAUUUGGAAACCGAAAAGAUUCCCAGACUUAUUAAUAAAUUGCUGUAUUCAUGAGUACAGGAUUACACUCCACUGAUUUACAAUGAGGAGUACUAGGUAACCUCUGAAUUAUCAGAUCUUGGUCUACGGUUUUUCCACAGGUCGCACAACCUACACAUGACCAAUAUGGGCAAAAGUUGAAGUCACUAUUUGGACAAUCAGGGUCAGUAGAUAGUCUACUAGGGCAUAGAUAUUUAUCAUUAAACCCAUAGGUUCAUUCACACUUAAGAUUACCACAUUUGUUCCAAGGUUUUCCACUACCAGAAAUUGCUUUGCAUGCAUUGAAUAGUAGAAUGCCUAAGGAGGAAGUGGUACUUAACAAAGUUUUAUUUAUCAAUGCCCCCAUAGAGUAGGUAUUUCGAAGAACCAGCCAGAUUGUACGAGGUUGGAAUUGGAGAUCAAAGCACUUGGGUUCACCUGACAAUGGCUGACACUCACAAUAAUCAGUGUCUUAGUAUCUAUAUUUAGACACAGAUCCUUUACAUUCAUAAUGCGAGUGCCAAAUAAGAGUUUGGGAUAUCUGGUUACCUGUUUUUGUAGUCUUAAUACAACUAUCACAGCCUUGUAUGUCAUCACUUUUACAUUCCGUAUAUAUAAUAAAAACACUAAAACACACAAAGAAAUACAUUGUGAUUGAAGUCUUCAUCCACAUUUUCAACCGUGCGACGGCACCUCAGCUUCCCGCUUGUGAGGGCUGCAAGGAAUGUUGUUCGUCUGAUCCUCUGUUCCCUUCAUAAAGGUCCCUUCGAGACACUCUGGCUAUAAAAAGGUUGGUAGGUGGUCAGGCUUUAUUAUGGCCAUAAAAACACCUACUUGCUGCUCACUGAUAUCUUUCUAAACCACGGUUUUUGAAAAUCGUCUCGUACCUUUAAUCAAACUUCAGAGACAGCUUCUUUUCCAGUAGCUCCUAUUACAGUGACGGUCUUUCCAGACGGAGGGGCUACUAAUUUGGUCACAACAGAGUAUUAAACACGUAUCAAUCAUGAAGGGACUUUUCUUUUCUCCUAUUGUUACUUCGACCAUAGGCUCCGCUCGGCCAAGGGGGAUGGAGCCCGGUUUGUAUCAAUAGUCCUCCAUGACCGUAUCAGCCAGACCCACAAAGUCCCUAUCGUCCCUAUCUUUUGGUCUCUGAGUAGGGGGAUAGUAUCUACCUUCCUGGACAUCUCCUCUGUUACUACUGUCGCUCCCUCCAAGACUUCCUCUUCCUCUAUAACCAUCUCUAUAACCACCUCGUCCCCUUUUCUCCUCUUGUCUAAAACUUGCUUUAUAUCCCCUCUGUGGGCAGUCACUUUUCCAAUGUCCUUCCUCUCUGCAAUACGCACAUUGAUUUCCACCGAACUGUGGUCUGUCAUUCCUAAUCUCACCUUCCCUUUCUAUCUCUCCUCCUUGUCUAUCCACUUCUGUAAUUUCUAUAGCUAUUACAUUCUGCGUUCCUCCUCACGCUUCCCUAUUCAUAUAAAACCUGUUUGCAAUUUCCAUUAGCUGUGUUAUGGACAUCCCUUCAAAUCCUCUCACUUUUGCAAUUUCCACUCUGAGCCUGGCUGACGAAUGCGUAAUUAUUCAUAUGAGAAUUUUCAGGGGCUUCGGGAUUAAAAGGGCUAUCCAGUCUGUAGGAUUCACGCACUAGGAGAUUCAUCAGUUUUUUUUGUAAUACUUCAGCUGUUCUUGACAUGUUUAUAGCCUUUUUCCCACCUGCGUUCAUGCCUAUAAUAAUGGCUUGUUGGUAAGCUUUUAAAUAAAUCAUAUCACCAAUCUGGAUCUGUAUUGGUGAAAUGGGCAGCAGUCCAAGCCACUGGAUUUGCUUGGUUUUGGGUAUGGGCAGUCUCCUCAAGAGCUUUAAGGGCCGCUUGGUUGAUAGGGGGGCCUUUCCUUGGAACUUAAUAAAGUUAAUAGUAACUGUUGAUAAUCAGCCCAAGUAGGGUUGUGGGUUUGUAUGAUCGAUGUGACCAAAUCAGUCAUAGCUUGUGGUUUUUCCAUUUAUGAGGGGUCAUGGGUUUUCCAAAUAAAUAAGUUGGUUGUAGUAAAGUGAACAUAAUCACAUACAGGGUCUCAGUCUCCCAAUUGCAACUGGCCAUUGCCAUCAAUGUAUGUUGGGCCAGGUGUAAGUCGGAGAGGCAUCUGUAAAUGCCAGGUUGGAGGGUACCAGUAAUCAUACAUGUUAAAACCGGACUAUGGACAUUUGUAGAAUAUUUGUCCUCUAACAAGUUCCGGUUAGGGAUCGUCAGGUGGGUAGAGGAAGCUAAGUUAAUCAUGUCGGUCGGUAAUUUCGUUAAUAAAAUAUUUUGGACAGGGCUGGGAGGAGCCUGACCAGUAACUAAAAAGGUCAAAAGUGUAUUCCAGUGUUUUAUACCAUUGAUCAUUUCUUCCAGUUGUAUUUUAGACCCCGUUACUGUUACUGAAGGCACACAGGGCUCAGUAGUUGUAGUGCUAUGUCAGUGAUUAUGGUACAAUGUCAUUUCUGAGAAUUAUCUGAUUUUAAUAAACUCAGUUACUGUUAUUAAGAACUCUCGUCAAAAUUUUGACUGUUAAUAAUAAAAUUGAACAAUAAUAAAAUACGGUAAAAUACACUCCUACCAAAAAGGAAGUCAGUUCAGGGUACAAAGCACCAGUGGGGGUAGGCACAGGAAUAGGUGUGUCCAGGACAGAUAAACUAGUAUCGAAGGUGGGUGAGUGGGUAGGUGGAGACAAUAGGGCAGGGGGAGUGGAAACACCAGCUACACCAGUUUUAUCUUGGGAGGAAGAGUAGGGGGUUGGUAAAGGCACAUCAGAUUCAAGGGGGAUGUCCAAACUCGGUGGAGUUAAGACCUUAGUGGACAAACAAGUUCUGGCAACCAUGAGGCUGCAUCGUUCCUUGUGGCAUAACUUGAUCCAAUUAGGCUGUUUUCCCAACAAUUUGCUUCUAACAAUCAAUAUACAGAAACUAAUCAUAAAGCCCCAGCAUACUAGUUAUAACAAUGUGAACCUGCUGUAUUAACCCCUUAAGGACCGGCCUGUUUUUGCGAUGUUGUACGUUAACGACCAGGGCUCUUUUAACACUUUUGUGGUGUUUGUGUUUAGCUGUAAUUUUCCUCUCUCUCGUUUACUGUUCCCAUACAAGUUAUAUAUUGUUUUUUUCAGGACAAAAAGGGCUUUCUUUACAUACAAUUAUUUGUAUCGUGUCAUAUAACUUACUUUAAAAAAAAAUAUGGUGAAAAAUUGAAUAAAAUACAUAUUUUUUUACUUUUGCUUGAAAAAUAUUUUACUUAUCUAUGAAAGCUAAUGAAAAAAACUGCUAAAUAGAUUCAAAAUUUUGUCCUGAGUUUAAAAACACCCAGUGUUUACGUGCUUUUUUCCUUUUUCUUUUUUUUGGCAAGUUAUAGGGCUACAAAUAGGAAAUUGCUGUUUCAAUAUAUAUAUUUUUAAAAUGUAUCAAAAGUGACAUUGUAACACUAUUAUCGGUCAUAAAUCUCCGAAUCACACCCCACAUGUACGCAUUUUUUUUUAAAGUAGACAACCCAGGGUAUUCAAUAUGGGUUAUGUCCAGUCUUUUUUAGUAGCCACUUAGUCACAAACACUGGCCAAAGUUAGCAUUCAUAUUUGAUUGUGUGUGAAAAAAGUAAACUAAAUUGAACGCUAAUUUUGGCCAGUGUUUGUGACUGUGGCUACUAAAAAAGACUGGACAUACCCCAUUUGCAAUACCUUGGGUUGUCUUCUUUUGCAAAUGGUAUGCCAUCAUGGGGGUAAUUCUCAUUCCUGGGCUACCAUACGCUCUCAAAGGAAACGUAAACAACCUGCCAAUUUUUCAAUGUAAAAAUAUUUGACCCUGUAACUUUCAAAAUAGCUAUAAAACCUGUACAUGGGGGGUACUGUUAUACUCGGGAGACUUUGCUGAACACAAAUAUUAGUGUGUCAUAACAGUAAAACAUAUCACAACAAUUAUAUCAUCAGUAAAAGUGCUGUUUGUGUGUGAAAAAUGCAAAAAAAGUCACUUUCACUGACAAUAACAUCGCUGUGAUAUGUUUUACUGUUUUAAAUCACUUCUAUUUGUGAUCCAUCAUCCAUCCCUCUCUAUCCACCCAUCCCUCUCUAUUCAUCCAUCACGCUGUAUCCAUCCAUCCCUCUUGAUGGAUGGAUAGAGAGGGAUGGAUGGAGAGAGUGUGUGUGUAUGUUUACAAUAUAUACUAUUUGUGUGUUUGUAUACAAACACUAUAUAUAGAGAUCUCUCUCUAUAUAGUGUUUCUAUGCAAACACACAAAGUUUGGGCUGAGGAGGGUUGCGGUAGGAGGGGGCCAUAGACAGCGAGCUGUGCUGUCAGUCAGCUCAGCUCACGAACGCGCAUACCACACUUUGCCACACUUUUAAACUUUGCCAAAGAAAUACAUUGAGUCAAUGCUUUCAUAUGGAGAUUUCGGCAUCAUCUAACAGAGUUUUAGUCAUCAGUGCAGUGGAAGCACCUCCAGUGGCUGACAGCCACUAGAGAUGGACUUAAUUUUAUUGUAAAGUGCUGCAGAAUAAGCUGGUGCUAUAUAAAUAAUAAUAAUAAUGCUGCAAUUUAAACAUUUUAACAUUGCAUGGUAAAAAGGACAGGGACACUGCACCUAGACUACUUUAUUGAGAUUAAUUCUGCAUGAACAGCAAUGUUUACAGCGCCGGGUGUAAAUCCUUCUAGUGGCUGUCACUGACAGCUACUAGAGGUGCUUCCUUUGAAAUACGGUCAUAAAACUCAGCUAUUUCUAUCAGAUGAUCAUAGAGACCGUCUGACUGGCAAAUUGCAGUGUUUUACCGUGCAUGCUUAUUAGCCUACCAAUGCUUUCCUCUGGGAUCUGUACUUGGAUCCAUUCUCUUUAAUAUUUUUGUUAGUGAUAUUGCAGAAGGUCUUGAUGGAAAAGUAUGUUUUUUGCUGAAGAUAUGUAACAGGGUUCAUGUUCCAGGAGGGAUAAGCCAAAUGGCAAAUGAUUUUGGUAAACUAGAAAAAUGGUCAGAGUUGUAUCUUGGACGUAAAAACCCAAGAGUUCUAAUCUCAACAUCUGAGGAAAGGGAUUUCAGAUGACUUAAAGGUAAGAACACAAUGUAAUAGAACAGCAGGAAAUGCUAGUAGAAUGCUUGGUUGUAUAGGGAGAGGUAUUAGCAGAAGAAAGAGGGAAGUGCUCAUGCCAUUGUACAGACCUCACUUGGAGUAUUGUACACAGUACUGAAGACCGUAUCUCCAGAAGGAUAUUGAUACUUUAGAGAAGGGGUUCCCAAUGAAUUUUUCCCAUGGAACUCGUUGACUUAGUGUAUCAACAUCGUGGAACCCCCCCCAAAAAAAAUUUCACGCAUAGGCUUUUAAAUGCAGAUGUACAUUUGUGUGUAGUAUUGGUGUUUAAGUGAAGGGUGUGUUUGAGUGUUUAUAUAUGAUUUUGGGGUGUCAAUUCAGGGUUUGUUUUUUUUUGUACAGAAGUACAUAAUGUUCUUCUUGCAUGUUUAUUGGUAUUUGCUGGGAUGUAUGGACAUACAUACAUACAUACAUACAUACAUACACACACACACACACACACACACACUCACAAAGAUGCACACACUGGCACAUUCACCCUCCCUGGCACAUAGAUACACACAGUGGCACAAUCGCUUCUCAGAUGCACACACUGACCUACAAAUAUACACAUUGGCACAUACACACCCAGAUACACACACAUACACACACUCAGAUGCACAAGCUGACAGACAGAUAUACACACUCUGGCACAUACCCACCCAGAUGCACACACUAGCACUUACACACACAUACAGAUACACACACUGACACACAGAUGUACACACUCUGACACACAAAUACACACUGGCAUAUACACACACACUCAGAUUCACACAGUGGCACAUAUACACACUUACACACAGAUACAGUUGCAAGAAAAAGUAUGUGAACCCUUUGGAAUGAUAUGGAUUUCUGCACAAAAUGGUCAUAAAAUGUGAUCUGAUCAUCAUCUAAGUCACAACAAUAGACAAUCGCAGUCUGCUUAAACUUAAUAAUACACAAAGAAUGAAAUGUUGCUAUGUUUUUAUUGAACACACCAUGUAAACAUUCACAGUGCAGGUGGAAAAAGUAUGUGAACCCCGAGACUAAUGACAUCUCCAAGAGCUAAUUGGAGUGAGAUGUCAGCCAACUGUAGUCCAGUCAAUGAGAUAAGAUUGGAGGUGUUGGUUACAGCUGCCCUGCCCUAUAAAAAAACACACACCAGUUCUGGGUUUGCUUUUCAUAAGAAGCAUUGCCUGAUGUGAAUGAUGCCUCGCACAAAAGAGCUCUCAGAAGACCUACAAUUAAGAAUUGUUGACUUGCAUAAAGCUGGAAAGGGUUAUAAAAGUAUCUCCAAAAACCUUGCUGUUCAUCAGUCUGCGGUAAGACAAAUUGUCUAUAAAUGGAGAAAGUUUGGCACUGCUGCUACUCUCCCUAGGAGUGGCCAUCCUGUAAAGAUGACUGCUCAAUGAGGUGAAGAAGAAUCCUAGAGUGUCAGCUAAAGACUUACAAAAGUCACUGGCAAAUGCUAACAUCCCUGUUAGCGAAUCUACAAUAUGUAAAACACUAAACAAGAAUGGAUUUCAUGGGAGGAUACCACAGAGGAAGCCACUGCUGUCCAAACAAAACAUUGCUGCACGUUUACAGUUUGCACAAGAGCACCUGGAUGUUCCACAGCAGGGCCUGGACGGAUUGCUAUCAUCGAAGGAAAAAUGAAUUCCCAAGUUUAUCAAGACAUUUUGCAGGAGAACUUAAGGCCAUCUGUCUACCAGCUGAAGCUCAACAGAAGAUGGGUGUUGCAACAGGACAAUGACCCAAAGCAUAGAAGUAAAUCAACAACAGAAUGGCUUAAACAGAAGAAAAUACGCCUUCUGAAGUGACCCAGUCAGAGUCCUGACCUCAACCGAUUGAGAUGCUGUGGCAUGACCUCAAGAAAGCGAUUCACACCAGACAUCCCAAGAAUAUUGCUGAACUGAAACAGUUCUGUAAAGAGGAAUGGUCAAGAAUUACUCCUGACCGUUGUGCACGUCUGAUCUGCAACUACAGGAAACGUUUGGUUGAGGUUAUUGCUGCCAAAGGAGGUUCAACCAGUUAUUAAAUCCAAGGGUUCACAUACUUUUUCCACCUGCACUGUGAAUGUUGUGGUGUGUUCAAUAAAAACAUGGCAGCAUUUCAUUCUUUGUGUGUUAUUAGUUUAAGCAGACUGUGAUUGUCUAUUGUUGUGACUUAGAUGAUGAUCAGAUCACAUUUUAUGACCAAUUUGUGCAGAAAUCCAUAUCAUUCCAUCAUUCCUAAGGGUUCACAUACUUUUUCUUGCAACUGUACACACGCUCUGUCACACAGCACCUACACACACACACACACACACACACACAUAUAAAGAUGCACACACACACACACACACACACAUAUAAAGAUGCACACACACACACACACACACACACACACACACACACACACACAUAUAUAAAGAUGCACACACUGACACACAGAUAUAGGCACACUUAGAUACAUACAGGAACAAAUACACACACCUUGACACACAGAUGCAUUCUGACACACACACACUGACAAAUAAACAUAACUUGAUAUUCACACUGACACACACACACACACACAAACACUCAGAUACACAGUGACAAAUACACACACAUUGGCACAUAUACAGGCCAUGCUUUUUAUAUUUAUUUAAAUUUUUGUGGUUGAAGAGUUAAUCUAAUAAAUUGGAAGAGAUUUUUUUUACCCCAGAAAUAGACUUUGAUAAAUCUCCCCUGAAUUUACACUAGCUAAAUGGGUGAUGGCUGAGUCAGAUUGGCUAACUGGGGAUGCAUGGAGCUCAGGGAUCUCCCCAAGGAGAACCCCUGGUAAUGGGAUGGGGAGAGUAGGGAUUAUUAGGCAAGUCCAAGCUCAAAAAAGGCAAAAUAUGAAAUUAAAAGGAAACCGCAGGAAAGGGUGCAUCAUAAUUAUCUGAACAUUUUGGUCUCCCCACAUUAAGUAUCCAGAGAUGAAGAUGCAGGUGGUCUGAAAGCCCACAUGGAAGCCUGUAGGUCAGUACUUGCCCCAGGAGCAGGGUUCCCUACACGUUCUUCGUCUCUUCAUGAGACUCUGCUCUGUGCUGCAGUAAGACUCGCCUCUGUGUCGUAGGAUGAUCGUGCCCGGUCCGCCUCCGUUUUUGUGCCUUCACCACAGGGAGUGCUGAGGACUCCUGCUGGGGACUUGAAACUGACACUUCCUCCCAGCAUCCGAGACUACCGCUGGGUUAUGGUCUUAAACGGCCGUAGCACCUCACUGGGCCCCUGUUAGCAAUGCCCAUCGGGUGGUCCUAAGUGCAUGGGCCACCCAGUGGGCAAAUUGCGGCAGAACCCGGUUUUGUCCGCAGAACACCAGUUGGGAAACCCGGUAUUGUCUGCGGAACACCAAUUGGGAAACACUGCUAUAGAGAGUUCAGAGAAGAGCUACUAAACUGUUUCAUGGAUUGCAGGAUAAAAGUUACAAGAAAAGGUUAAAGGAUGUUAACAUGUAUAGCUUGGAGGAAAGACGAGACAGGGAGGAUAUGAUAGAAACAUUUAAAUACAUAAAUGGAGGAAACUAAGUUUAAAAGAAGAAAAACUAGCACAACAAGAGGACAUAGUCUUAAAUUAGAGGGGCAAAGAUUUAAAAAUAAUAUCAGGAAGUAUUACUUUACAGACGGCAGUGGAUGCAUGGUAUAGCCUUCCAGCUGAAGUGGUAGAGAUUAACACAAUAAAGGAGUUUAAGCAUGCAUGGGAUAAACAUAAGGCUAUCCUAGCUAUUCGAUAAAGCCAGGGACUAAUGAAAGUAUUUAGAAAAUAGUGCAGACUAGAUGGGCUGAAUGGUUUUUAUCUGCCGCCACAUUCUAUGUUUAGAAAUACACAUUUGUGUUUCUAAGCCGAUAAGUGUUGAAUGAUAAUGGCCAUUUUCAUAAGUCUUACUAUUUUAAAGACCACGGAUUUGUAUUCUGCUCCAGCUACCAGUACAGAAAUACCCAAGUGUAUACUAUUGACAGUUUUUUUGGGGGGGGAACUUUUUUUCUUAACUUAUAAUUUAAUUGUUUUUAUAGAUUUCAGAAGUUUACAUAAUGCACUACAUAUAUAAAAUACAAAUAGAUGAGAUUGUUCAUAAAUUAAGAGAAGAGAAAGAAAGGAAACUGUAACUAAGAGAGGACAUUUUGGUAAAAUUAGAGGCAUGGCUUAAUUUCACAUAUCUCUUUACUUGCUUCCCACAAAUAGUCUAGUUGAUAAUUAACUUAUUUGCAGCUACCACACUGUUAUGUGUAAUUCCCCCAAAAAAAACACAACAAAAACUUCAAAAUAUACUCAGUGGAGCACUAUAUAAAAUGCAUGCAAUCAAAACAUGAUAUCUAAAUAAUUAAAAAAGAUAUCCAUUAUCUCUCUACAAUCCGGUAUAUGUACCUUUAAGAAAACAAUUCCUCUCUAAAAUAGUGUAAAGCCUUUUAACCAACAUAAUAUAAAAGUGUCUAAAACGCAACACUCGCAUAUUCCAGUGCUAUAAAACCUAGCUCUGGUGUUAGAUGAUCUUUGGUAAUAAUAAGAUUGAUAAACAGUUUAAAAUGUAUAUAUGAUAUUUCCUUAUAUAUCGUAUAAACUUACAUAAAACCCAUAUAAAUAGUUAAAACUUUUAACAUAUAGGUAUUUCAGAACUUAGUUUAUCUAAAUUCAUUAUAAAACUUGUUCCUGCACAUCAGAGAGAGGUAAUAUUGAACUUAACCAUACAAAGCUACUGAGCCAUUUGAUAGGCUCUAUGCUUGUGAGUACAAUUUUUAAAAAACAUUUUUAUGAAAAAUAAACAUAAGAAAAAUGAUAUAUACUUUUUAGAGUGGAUAUCCCAUUCACAGUUUGAUAUUUUGAUUGCAUGCAUUUUAAAAGGACACUAUAGGCUCCCAGACCACUUCAUGUCAUCGAAGUGGUCUGGGCACAGUGUCCCUGUCUCACUUUUAUGUGGUUCUGGGAGGCUGAUUUCAGUCGAGUGUGCUAGGAUCGCUUUUAGCUGUAGGUAGGAGAAUAGUGUUUGGUGUGGUAAGUCAUAUUUCCGCUGCAGGUCUGGAACUGCAAUAGUGCCCCAUGGUGGUAAAGGUGUCUGACCAGUGUGCAUACCCACCGAUCCACGGUCGGUGGUCUAGUGUGGGGUUGGCUAAGUGUUAGCUGUAUGUGGGUGUAGCCAUCGUCCAUGCUUUUGUGUACCCCAGUUGUGGUUUUAUUGUGUCCCAUGUUUUCAAAAGUAGCUUUGUGGUGCUGGGCAUAACUGGAAGUUUUAGGGCGUAGAUUAUAUGGAACCCAGAAAAGGUAUUUUAGGCCUUUAGGACACGCCCACACUGACUCCAUUGUGGUGUGUUGUUUGCGGUACGUGACUGUAUGGCCGUGGCCAGGAGGGCAGCUCUGUAGUAUGAUUGCAUCUCCGGCAGGGCCCCCCCCCCCCGUUCCAGGGACCUAUUUAGUAAUGUAGCUACCUGGAUAUUGCGGUAGGCCCAUACAAAUCUAGUAAAGGUUUGUUGGUGUUAUCGCAAAUAUGUAUUGGGUACAUGUAUCUGUAGUGUUCUGAUUAGAUAGUGGAAUUUUGGGAGCAACAACAUCUUCACCGCUGCCAGCCUCCCCACCCAUGACAGGUACUUGUCAUCCCAUUUCCUCAAAGUAUGUCUGAUCUCACUCAAUAAUUUCCCAUAAUUAAGGUUCCGCAGUCCCGCCGGAUCUCUAGGAAUUCGCAGUCCCAAGAAGGUGGGAUGGUCAUCUCUACAUUCUGGUCUAUAUUGUGAUUGGGCACUCCCACCCCCAUUGCUUGAGUUUUCGUGAUGUUUAGUUUGUAGUAUGACUGCUCCCCAUACAGUUGUAUUUCCUGUAAAAGGUUUGGUAGCGAGACCUGUUGCUGUGUUGUGAUGGGCAAUUGUAGGUAUAAUACACAUUGCUAAAUUGUAUUUCUUUAAACUGCAACUGUUUCUUUAACUAAUAACCUUCUACCUACUUUCAGUACACAACAUGUUUUAAACCUAUUUUCAGUACACAACAUGUUUACUCCAUCUUGUCUUUGAUUAAUGCAAUAACAAUUCAAGGCUUUGCCUAGGUCAACCUAACUUCUAGUCCAAAUAAAGAUUAAAGAUGUCUAGGUUAUGACAAUAGACUGAUAAGGAUGUUUUUCUUUUCUUUUUAUAUAUGAACCGCUUUUAACCCUAAGGUGAAUUAACCCAUAAAUUACCAGUAGUAAUUAGAAAUGCUAUAAUAUAUAUAUAUAUAUAUACACACACACACACGAUCAAUGCUAGGCAGAGACUUGCUGACCGACUCUGGAGGUGACAUGUACUGAGAGAGAUUACCUGUAUAAUCAGGAGGGCAUGUUAUACUAAUACUUUAUAUAUAUAUAUAUAUAUAUAUAUAUAUAUAUAUAUAUAAUAUUGCAAGCAUAUAUUCAUUUACUUCUAUAUACUCUUCUUUAUGAUAUAUUAAUGGAUAUAUCUGUAUUCAUUUAUAUUCAAUAAACUAUUUUAAUAAGACAAAAGUUAUUGUUUCCAACUCCUAUUUUUAUUGUAUUCUCAAUUAUUUAUGGAUUUUAAAUAGAGAAACUCUAUACCGACUAAUAUAAUAUUUUCGCUAAGAUAGCUGUAUGAUUAGCCCUGCUAAAUUCUGUUUUAAGACGUUAUAGCGGUAAAUAGGGGUACUAGCGGUUACAGUGUGAGCGUAUGUAGUACAUCGUCAACGAGCAGGUACUCUUUCUCUCCUACUUGGAUGCCAUGAAUCGAGGUGUUUGUCCGUAUUUUGGUCGCUAAGGGCUCUAAUGCCAAUACAUAUAGCAGGGGGAACAGCCCUGCCUCGUGCCGUUUGUAAGCUGGAAUGGUUCGGACAGAAACCCCGAAUUAAGUACCUAUGCUGAGUGUGAACUUUACAGUGCCUCUAUCACUGACACAAAACCUUCUGGGAUGUCAAAUCUAUCUGCCUUCAAGAACCCCCAGUGUAGUCGAUCAAAGGCCUUUUCAGCAUCGAGAGAGACAAAUAGUCCCCCCCGCUGCUGUGUCUUCAAGAUAUGGAGGAGGUUGAUAACCUUUCUUGUGUUGUCCGACCCUUGUCUGCCCUUUAUAAAGUCCACCUGAUCGGUGUGGAUUAUGUGUGGCAGUAUGGUCCCUAGUCUGUUCGCGAAUAGUUUUGCAUCUGUAUUCAAGAGCGAGAUGGGACGAAAAUUUUGUGGGGAGGUUGGGGGUUUGUUCGGUUUUGGCAGUGUUUCGAUAUGGGCUAAUAGUAUUUUCUUGGGGAGCUGGCCAUGAAGAUCAGCGUCAUUGAAUGUUUUAACUAGGUAUGGAGUCCAUGUCGAACUGAAUUUUUUAUGAUAUGAGUUUUCGAAUCCGUCUGGUUCAGGGGACUUCCCCGUUGGGAGGGAUUUAAUUAUAGAUAGUAUUUCUUGGUUGUCUAUCGGUUUGGAGAGGUCUGCCUGCUGGCGUGGUGUGAGCUUUGGUAGCCUUACCCCAUCUAAGUAGUCAUUUAUACUAGUAUCGUUCAGUGUGUCGUCUUGUAAGUUAUAUAAAGUAGAAUAGUAUUUGGCAAAGACAUUGCUGAUACCCUUGGGUGGUGGUGUUUUGGUACCCUUGUUGUCCUUUAGGGAGGAGAUUUUUUGGUUUGCCUGUCUAGUUUUUUAUAUGGCGCGCUAAAAGCCUACUUGCCUUAUUACCCUGUAGAUAAUGGGUGAUUUUGAGUUUCUGCAUGUAGGUACCUAGCUGGUCGAUUGCCUGCUGGUGUAAGAGUCUGGUGAUGUGUGAUCCAGUCUCUCGCUGCUGGCAUUGGGUUAGUUUGUUUUUGCCUGUUUAAGUCGUAUAGUUCUUGUUGCCAAGCUCUGAGCUUGGAGUGAGUGAUCCUUUUCAUGUAGGCCGCCCUACGGAUCAGUAACCUUCUUGCUACCAUUUUGUGGGCAAGCCACACUGUCGCGUUUGUUACGUCCCCAGUAUCGUUAAACUUAAAAUAAGAUUUAAGGUCGCCUGUCAGGGUCUCGACGAAGUCCCCAUCUCUCAGCAAGGAAUCAUUUCGUUUCCAUGGGCUGCGAUGUUUAAAGUCAUACAUAUUUUUUAGUUCUAAGGUCACUGGUGCGUGGUCUGACCAAGGGAUUUGGUGUAUGUCGCACGAGAGUAGUUGGUUCAGGUGAAACCUGAUCGGAGGAAUCCGUGUAUUUUUGAGUAUGAGUUGUGAACUGUGGAAUAAUGUGUGUAUGCUUUUUUUCUGUGGGAUCUGUGAUCCUCCAUGUGUCGUAUAGGUGAUUAGCAUGGAGGAGUUUUGCAAUGGACCUGCAUUGCCAUUGCAGAGGGCAUUGGCUUCGGCUCUGUUGGGGGGAGUGUUGUAUCCAGUUUUGGGUCGAAGACAUGGUUGAAGUCCCCCCCUAAAACUGUAAUACCUUUUUGAAUGUUAGCUUCUCUUUGUAGGAUUUUAUGUAAGUAAUUUCUUUGGUUGGUGUUAGGGGAGUACACGUUCACUAUGGUGUAUAGCAUGUCGUUAAUCCUGUAACAAUUACAUAUCUGCCGUUAGUGUCUAUGUCAUGGGAUUAUAGUGCAAACUUAAUGUUUCUACUUAAUAGAAUGGAUGCCCUUCUGGACUUGGUGGGAGAAGUUGCAUGAAACUGAUGUGGGAAGUCUGUGGCCAGUAUCUUGGGGUGAUCAUUGUGCCGGAAAUGAGUCUCCUAUAAGCACAAUAUGUCCACUCCUAAGAUCUUGACCUCUCUAGUGAGAAGAUGACACUUUACUGGGGCAUUGAGUCCCCUAACAUUGAAGGUAUAUAACUUCAGUGUUUUUUUGGGAUGGAAUUUGGUGGAUAACAUGUAGUGGUUCAUUAUUGCUAAGGCCACCGCUCUCCCCUGCCUAGUCAAUCCGAGCCGUGGAGCCCUCCCUACUCUGGUUACUGUUCCCAUGUGGUCAGCGGAGUAGGGUGUCUGAUUUCUCAGUAGUGGUAAGAGCUUUGUGUGUGUAGGUGGUAGUGUCGGGUCACUCACUAACCCUGCACCAUCCAAUAUACCAUCCAAUAUAACAUUAUGAGAAACAUACAGCUUUCGGUUAGGCUAGAAAACAUAAUUAACACAAAAGAAAGUAUAUACAAGAACAUAUAAUGCCAGUAUAAUGGCUUGGCACUGCAUUAUCGUGCCACAGGGGGAGAAACUUAGGGCCUCACACCCACUGGGAGCUCCCUCCCUGAAUGGCUUUAUAUAUUUUCCAUCUAGGUGUUCUAGCCCUGUAUUGAACUUCUAUAGUGUAUUCCCAGUCCAGCUUCAUAGCAACUCCUUCAGUACAGUCUUGUGGGUAUGCGUGAGCUCUGACAUAUUAAUACCCGCUCAUUGUGCUUGUUCUUAUUGUGAAUGACCCCUCUUAAGGUGGAGCCGUCACAGCAAUCAAGUUCCCCUAAUCUGUGGGAAUUGGGUAUAGUGGGCCUGUUCUGUUUUUUUUUUUGUUUGUGUUUUUUCUUUUAUUUAUUGUGGCAUCUAAUUAGGGGUUUUAGGCCUCUCGCGUACCUGUGACCAGCUGGCAGUUGAUCUCCCGCUAUCUCUCUAGUCCCUGUGCCUGUCAUGAAAAAAGAAAAUGCUACGUUACCCUGACCCAGUGAUUGUUGAUCAUCAUGGAUUAAGGAGCUCGGGGUACCGGGGUGCAUACACUCAUAGUCCAAAAGUCUUAUGUUUUCUUCGCCUUCUUCCACUCCGGCGACACUCUGAUCCUGCUCCUCUCCACGCUGGGUUGCUCAAGUGGUGCAAUGUUCCAUGAGCUCAGUAUGCGGUUUCCUUCCUCUGGGGUCCCUGCAUAUAUGUUGCAUAUGUAUCCAUUAUUUCCUUUUAUCGGAAGCCAAAAGAGUUUGCACUCACUUCCAUCUUACUGUCUGCCUUAUGAGAUUUACAUGGAGUAUGGGCUAUUUGUUUUUCUGUACGAAGUAAUCUUACUGUGAAGCAAUGGUAUAAUCAAGUCUUAAUAUAUUAUUAAACAUUAUGAACAAUUUAAGUUAAGCUUUAUCAAAAGCAUUUUACGUAUAAUGAAAACGCUAAAUCCAUAACAAAAUCAACAUUUGUUUCACCCAGAUUUAGUCUUCCCUUCUCUUGAUACUAUAAGUUUGGUGGGAUGCCCCCAUCGGUAAGGAAGAUGGUGCUCUCUUAGUUGCGUGGUAAUCAUCUUGAAUUCCCUCCGGCGCUUUAGGGUGUAGGCAGAGAUAUCCGUGAAGAUGGUCAUCCCUCUGCAUGCAGAAGGCAGCUCUUUGUGUUUUCUGUUUGCGUUGAGAACUGCUUCUUUAGUGUGAAAAUAGUGCAUCCUGAUCAACACAUCCCUAGGUGUGUCCGGGGGUAGGAAUUUUGGCUUGGUGGUCAAUGGAUCAUGUCAAGGAGGAACAGGUCGUGUGGCAGGUCUGGCACAAGCUCUCUCAGCUGGCCUAUUACAUGGGCUGUAAUCUCAGCUGUGCCCACAAUUUCGGCAAUGCCCCGUAUGCGUACGUUAUUGCGGCAGGCACGUUCCUCCGUGUCCGCCAGCCUGAUGUCUUGUUCAUCUAGACUGGAGGUAAGGUAACCGUGCACGCCAGAGUGUAGUGUGCCUCCGCACGUUCCGCUUGGUGAUCUUCUACGUGGGACGUUCGGCUGCCUAGAUCUUUCAGGUCUUUGCGAAGCUCUUUUAUGGCUGUAUCCAGUUUUGCCAAUAUCUUAUCGGACAUUUCGUCCAGGAGGUUUUUUUUAAUGAGUUUUGUGUCAGCAUGGCUUCCAGUUGUACAGGCACUGAUGUAUUUUCUUGUUCAGCAUCCACGCCAUCUUGGGCCUGUUCAGGCUGGUAUGAGGCUCGCCCUUGCCCGGCUCUGGAGGCGAAGAAAUUCAGCAUGUCUCCUCUCUCCAUGGUCCUUUUCCCUUUAGAUAGCAACAUUGUGAGGAGGAUUUUCUUUUCUUUUUUUAUUUUUUAUUUCGGGCUGUAAUUGCUCAUUAAUAGCCCUCGAGGUACGGAGCUUCAACUAUAUGCGUCUACUCCGUUCCGAGACCAGGACAAGCCCCAUAAUUUUUGUAAUUUAAUCAUAAUUAACUCUAACCCUAGCUAACACACCAUGGGAUUUCAUGCAAUUUUUUGCAGUUUGACCCAUAGGUUGAGUGAUUACUGUGAAAGCAAUCACAGUGAACAGAUUUUCUUAGUGAUCAACUAAGGCAUCAUUUGUCUCCUAAGGUGAUCAGCCAGCCUGGAAUACAAUCUGCUUUUAGUAAAGCCAUGCCAAUCUACGUGUGCACGGGGCAGAGAGGAUGUCUGCAGCCCAGCAGUAUGGGUUGAGGCAGAAGAUAGCGUGACAGGGGAACCUCUGUAUUGGUAUUCUUGGCCGCCUUGAGUCUGAAGUAGCCAGCUGUAUCUCAGAACAUUUCACGAAUGGCAUGUACUGUAGCUCCCACAAACCACCAUGCACUUUUGGUGAGAACCACAAUUUGUGGGCCUUUUGAAACAGAUGGUGUACAGAGUGCUGCCACUGUUGGAAACAGAUAAAACUAUAGAAAUGUAUCUAGGAGCUUGCAUAGUGCUUUACAAAAGGUACUGAUUUAAGUUAGCAUACAUGUUUCAAAUUAAUUAUUGCUAAUGAUUUAUUUUUAAUGAGCUGAUCCGGUAUGUUUUGUAGAGAAUUUAGUAUGCCAUUAAAUGUAAUGGCUGUCUUGCUGCAUGCAAUUUUAUUAUUUUGAAGCUUUCAGCAUUGAUCGUAAAGCAGGUCCUGCUUUAAGUUUAUUCAUCGAUAUUAUAAAACCUGUAAUGUGAUUUUUGACUGCAUGAACAGUCCAAAUAAGUAGAAUAUAUUUAUGCCAGCAAUGACUUUAACAUUCAUUGGGAAGUUUUGUAUAAUGUUAACAUCUUCAUUUAUGGAAAUUACCAAAAAUAGUUUUAGAACAUUGGAACUACAUAAGCCUGCAGCAUGUUCCUCUUUGCACAACUCAUUCCUUCCUUUUUUUUUUUCUUCCUAUAUCAUGUUUGCUUCCUGAAUUCCCAUGCAUUUUUGUUUUCUGACAUUCCCAUAACGCUUGCUCGGGUGGGGAUAUUGCACAUUACUAAGUUGCAUGUUUUCUCAGUGCAAUUUAGUAUGUGUGAUAUUUUCAUAUGAGUGCAUGCACGGGCCUGCAUAUAUGUUGCAUAUGUAUCCAUUAUUUCCUUUAAUCGGAAGCCAAAUGAGUUUGCACUCACUUCCAUCUUACUGUCUGCCUUAUAAAAUUUACAUGGGUUAUGGGCUAUUUGUGUUUUUGUACUAAGUAAUCUUACUGUGAAGCAAUGGUAUAAUCAAGUCUAAAUAUAUUAUUAAACAUUAUGAACAAUUUAAGUUACGCUUUAUCAAAAGCAUUUUACAUAUAAUGAAAACUCUAAAUCCAUAACAAAAUCAACAUUUGUUUCAACCAGAUUUAGUAAAAAAAAAUGAUUUAUUUCACUGUUAUUGUUAAGCAUUGUGUAUGUGCAUAAAACAUUUGCUGUGGUAAUGUGCAUGCUUGCCAUUUGAAGUGUUUGAUUUGUACAACUCUGCCAAACUAAUAUUUUUACUUCUGUUCUUUCUUUUUGAAUGAUGUGUUUUUCAUUUUUAGGGGUGUAUUUGAUGCUUCCCUAAAAAUGGCAUGCUUCUAUGGACUAUAUACUUGGCUCACUCAUACAGUCUUUGGGAUAAACAUUGUCUUUAUACCAUCUGGUAAGAUUUAUCUCGGUACUCAGAUCCAGAUAUUUUAAAUAUAUGCUUGUAAAUAAGCACUGGUGUGUUUAUAAACUAAUUUUGUUAGUGCUAUAAAUAAUUACACAGUAACGUGUGUGUGUGUGUGUGUGUGUGUUGUAUGCACAGGACACUGGGGUUUUGCAAAACGCAAAUCUAGAGGACACAGGAGUACAACACAUACCAUGAGCUUGCUUACAGCUUACCAUAAUAUCUUACAUUACCUGUGUUUUUUUGCAACCAGAUUGAGCUUUGGUGUUUCUUGCUUUAAAAUGUAGUUAAUCGUGUAAAGGUGAGUGAUAUUCUUGAGAAUCAAAUGCUUACUGAUUGAUGACAGAACUUGCCUUGUAUAUGUUUAUGCUCACCAAGUGGGAUUAGCAACUCUGUUCUAUUAGGAUCUUGGCUCAGAAAAUGAAACUAACGUCAACUAAACACAAAAUUAAACUAACCUCUUUUCUUCUGGCCUCUAUAAUAGACUGAUACAAUUUAAUAGCGUUCAUUUAAAAUAAAACAGGACAUUUUUAUAAAUAAUGACUAGUUCCUUAAUACGUUCUACACAGCUGCCAUAAUUUAAGUAGAACUUUUUUGUUUGUUUUUUUUGACUGGGGGCAAUGCCUAAUUAAUAUAUAAUAAAACCCAUGUCUAUAUGAGUGAUAUUCAACAUCAACAUAAACAUGCACUGAUUAAGAAUAUAUAUUUAUUACAUAAUGUUUUAGUAGUUUAAUUAUCUUAAUAUUUACUCAACUGCUGCAUGGUGUAUUUGAUUUUCAUGGUGUAACACUUAAGGUGUGCCCAAAAUUUAGAUUUUCCAUUGCAGUGUCUUUGCCUAUAUUCAAAGUCUGCAAUUUGAACAGCUUUAAUUGUAAUAUACGUGCUUAUAGUCUCAUGUUUUUUUCCCAUGUCUUCUGCACCUUAGCUCUAGCAGCAAUCCUUGGAGCUGUGCCAUUUCUUGGAACAUACUGGGCAGCUGUGCCAGCUAUGUUGGAUCUUUGGUUUGCCCAAGGAGAAAGCUGUAAAGCAGUGUUGCUCUUAGUGUGCCAUUUAUUGCCAACAUACUGUGUGGAUACAGCAAUUUACUCUGAUAUUUCUGGGUGAGUAUUAAAUUGGAACAGAGCUGAGGGUUUACUGAAUGUAUUCUAUCUUUUAUUUUCUUCUUCUUAAAGAGGUACUGUCACUUUUUCACUCUAACCAGUGUUUUGUACACAAUUCCUAUUGUAAUGGUUUCUCUUUAGGUAUAAAUGAUUUUGUAUUGUUAAAAAAAAACAAAAAAAAAACUGUAAUGGUUAAGUCUCCUAAAAGGCAUUACAAGCUUGUAGAAAUUGCACUACAAGAAAGAUUCACAAAGUGGGAUUAUUGUCAUAGAUGAUCUCUCCCCCCACUCCCCCACUAAGUGUGCAUGUGUGUAUAUACACACACAUAAUCCUUGAACAAUCAGCACACAAUCAAAUUUACUUUUACAUUUAUGUUCACAAGCGUCAAUGCUUCAAUUCCAUGCUUGAAUUUUCAUCAGGACAAUUGAAUAUAAAGGAAACUUGAAAUUAGAAGGCAGAUAGUGUGGGCUAAUCAAUGAUUAUAUUGUUACAAUGUCAAGGAGUGGGAUAUACUAGUCAGCAAGUGAACAGUCAGUUCUUGAAUUUCAUGUGUUGGAAACAGGAAAAAUGGACAAGUGAAAAAAAUCUGAGCGAUGUGUCAGGAUUUUGGGCUUGUUGAUGGAUGUAGUGAGUUAAGGUAAACUUAUGUACAAUAGAACAGUGGAGCGCUUAUUUAUAAUUGUGGUACACCACAUGCAAUACCAGUGAUGCACUUAAAUAAACACUUAACUUUUUAUACAUAGAUGUAUAUUCUGUUGUAGUGGUACCUUUAUGAAAAAAAUAAAGUGUACAUAGUGCAAACUAUUAAACACUUAUGAAUGUGAUAUUUGUAAUAACAAGGGAACACGCACAGAUUCCAGAGCUAUGAAAACCUAGCUCUUGUAUGAAGCACUUGAGUCAGUUUAGGGCGACCCCCUCCCCUUUUCCAAUGGAUAGAAAUAUAGGCUCCCUUGGUAUCUCUGGAAAAUGUAUACACAAAAUAUAGUGAAGUUCCGUUUGGAUAUAUAGCAACAAAUAAGUAGAGCUGUUAUACUCACAAGAGUAGAGCCUUUGAACUGGCUCAGUAAAACAACUCCCUUCUUUACACCACUGGAAUCCAUAAGGUAGAAGUGUAUAUAUAUAUUUUAUUUGAUACAAUAUAAAAACAAUAAAAAAUAAAUAAAUAUAACUAUCAGUCUCUGACUUAAAAGUCCAUAUGCAGAUGAGAAAAAAAAAAAAAAAAAAACUUUUCUAGAAAUAUAUUUUGAGUUAUAAGUUUCUGACACAUCUAUAUCUAUAUACAGUUAAGGUAAACUUGUCUGGUCUGAUCAUGAAGAAGAGCUACUGUAGCUCAAAUUGCAGAACACUUAAUACUGGUCAUGAUAGAAAGGUGUCAGAACACACAGUGCAUCGUAGUUUGCUGCAUAUGGGGCUGCAUAGCAAACCGGUUACAGUGCCCAUGAUGACCUCUGUAAACCACGAAAAGCGCCUUUAAUGGGCAUGUGAGCAUCAGAGCCUCAUGGAGCAAUGGAAAAAGGUUGCCUGACUGAUGAUCAGGUGGAUGUCCAUGCCUCAAUGCAUCAGAGCUUUUUUGGCAGCAUGUGGGGGACCUACACGAUGUUAGACUGGUAGUUUCAAUGUUGAUCAAUGUGUAUGUAUAUGUAUAUGUGUGUGUGUGUGUGUGUGUGUGUGUGUGUGUGUGUGUAUAUAUAUAUAUAUAAUCUCUUGCUGUGCUGAAGCACCUCUUUACAAACCUACAUCAGUAGAGAUAUGCAUAGUAUCAUUGACAAAUGCAUACCACCAAAUGUGUAUGGGUUAUAUAAAAAAUAUUUGUCAAUGUAAAGUAGAAGAAGCAUAUUUUGUUCUUGGCCAUUUAUAAUCAUGCUUUUCUUUAUUAUGUAGAGGUGGCCAUCCUUAUCUGACUGGCCUGGCAGUGGCUGGAGGAGCAUAUUAUUUAGGACUGGAAGGUGCAAUUAUAGGUCCCAUCCUCCUUUGUAUACUGGUGGUUGCUUCUAAUAUCUACCGGGCAAUGCUUAUGAGCCCAACUUCAUCAGUGCCAACUCCUUCAUCAACUCCAUGGCCAUUACAAAUACAUCGGUAAGGAAACUGUUUAUCCACGUUUUGUUUUUUUAAUAUAGUUUCUUUGACAUAAACAUUGUCUUCAUAAUCCUAUGUUAUAUACAAGAUAUUCUUUAGUCUUUGGAAAGAAAAUGAUUAUGAAGAUACUACAAUGUUCAUGUCAGCGUUUCAUAUUAUUGCGGCAGGUUCCUGGUUUAUGAAUUCUUUAUAAAAUACAUUUCUAAUUAGCCAACUUAUAAUGCCCUUAGACACAAUUAAAAUUCAGUGUGCCAAUCUGCUAGUUAUGUGAGAUACAACUAAUUGGAUGGACCCAGUGUCCAUUACCAAGGAGUUUUAUUAUAGAUAUUAAAAUCUAUCACUUCAUAUGCCUUAGCAUUGAAUAUGUGUUUCCUUUUAUAUCCCUAUCAAUUUUCUUCCAUGUUUUUAUGAUUACUAGGACUUUUGUUUUAUUUUAUUAAAAAUAUACUUUGUUUCUCAUUUGGGUUUUAUUCUAGGCAAUUCAGGGAAAAUCUUCCAAGAGAUGACGCUUCCCAAGCUGAAUGAAAGUCAUGAAAACUUCUAAUCGCUAAAAUUAAUCUUAAGAGUUGGUGGCCUUCAGACACCGUUUAUGGCCUGUAAUGUGCUGAAUAUGCCCUUAGGCUUUCUGCAGCGUGAAAGAGUAUUUUUAGUGGAAACAUUCAACCUUUGCAUAGUGGAUCCAUAGGAAAACUUGAUGCUACUUCGAUUUUAUACAUCUGGGAGAAGGAUCUACAAGCCUUUUGUAUGAACACCUUAAAUGAAGUCAUUUGGAUUUUUUCCACUCAUAAGAACAAUUAUAUAAGACCUUACAGCAGGGGAGUCAAACCGUGUCACCCAGGUAUUGAUAGUUUGCAACUCCCAUAAUUAUCUUACAGGCAGAGUGGCUCACUGAUAGUUGCGGGAAUUGUACAUCACAAACAGCUGGGAGUCACAGGUCAUCACACCUGCCUUAAAGUGUUAAUGGACAUAUGAAGGAGUGCUCACAUGCAUACUAGGGUAAAAUAACUGUGCAAAAAACAAGAUCUUUUCCAAAUGAUAUCCAUUUUGAAUUACAACCUACCAGCACAAUAAUGAAAUAUGCUACAAGCAUAUUGUACAAUGUUCAAAACGUUUUACUCUGUACUGAUUUAUUCAACACAUUAAAAAAGGCUUAGAUAUAUACAGUUAUUUAGGUUGACCUACCUUAAAAAAGAAAGCUAAUGCACAUGAUAAGACAUUUCAUGUUUUCUCCAAAUUAUGUGCAUGUGUUUAAAAAUAACAAAAACAUUCAUAAACUUGCGUUUCAGCAUUUUUAUUUUUUAUAUAUUUUUUUUAAAUCUAACCUAAUGCAGUUUGAAUUUCUUUAUAGAUUAACGUAAAGAUUGUUUUCUUUGACAGAUCUGCUUCAUUAGUUUGUAUUCACUUCCAGUUUUCACAUAAAGGCAAUGUACCUGUUGAGUAUAUGUUUCAUUGCACUAGAAAAGGAAAACUAAAUGUUAUUGUAAAGAUUGUUUUCUUAGUUGACAGAUCUGUUUCACCUGUUUUUGUGUCCACUUUCAGUUUUCACACAAAAGCAAUGUACCUGUUGAGUAUACAUUUCAUAGCACUAGAAAAAGACAACUAAAUAUCCAAAACUUAAAAGCUUUGUCAAAAAGCUACUUUUUUUCUGUGGCCAAAGCAUUUGCACUUUAAGCAUAUUGAAAUGCAAAUAUAUUACUUAAUACUAUUAAUGUUUGUCACUCUGAUUUGUACACACUGAUUGUUUAUAUUCUAGGUAUAUUUGUAUUGUUCUUGCUGUAUUGUUUUAUUUUAAAGGGGAAUUGUCACUUCCCAGGAUUUUUAAUAUCAUGUUUACUUAUCCUUUUAUUUGAUCUGGUAUUCCACACCUCUUUAUCCUGUAACUAAGUGCCUCCAUCUUAGCUCUCUGCCAGUCCUUUGCACCUUGCAGUCAGCAUAGACAAAACACACGAGAAUAUGAGAAUGGAAGCAAUGUUUUGGGUUUUUCUUUUGUUUGUGUUAAUUUUUGUAUUUUCUUCAUUUGUGAUGUUUGACUUGGCUUUGCCUUGUAUGAACUGUAUUUUGUCACUUGCUAAAUAGUUAAUAUAAAUUUUUAAAAGAAAAGGAGUAUCUCAUUAAAUAAAAAGGUUAACACAAGUUACAGGUAAUUUUUAAUAUUUUAUUCCAUGGUGUAAAUUCCAGAGAAGUGACACUUACCCUUUAAGGGAAGGGGCAAACAGACCUUGUCUGCCUCUCUUCUACCUUCCCAUGCAACAUUUAUGAAUUGUGUGGCCUUCACAUGCAUAAACACAUUCUAAACACAAUUUAAUAUGGUACAACAUUGGCAACAUUGUGUUUAAAGAGUGUUUGUGAUAAUAUAAGCCAGGAUACCAAGAUUUUAAAAUUUAUUUUUUAAUCACAAUUAGAGCAUUUCUUUUGAAACAAUAAAACGAGCAUUUGUGUUACAAUUUUACUUUUUUUUUUUUUUUAGGCUUUUUAUAGUUAGGUUUUCUUUGUUUGUAGAUAUGUUUAUAAAGAAUACAUAUAGUUGCCAUGGUUUCAUGCUUUUACAGUUACUUGGAAGAGAAACCUCCAAGUCAAAACAAACAGUAGUGGAAACAUUAUCUUUUUUAUCUAUAGUGUGUAUAUAUAUAUAUAUAUAUAUAUAUAUAUAUAUAUAGAUAUAGAUAUAGAUAUAGAUAUAGAUAUAGAUAUAGCUAUAGAUAUAUAGAUAUACACACAUCAAAAGGAAAAACGAUUAAUAUUCAAUACUAACAUAACCAAACGACAGUAAAAAGAAAGGAAUUAAAACAGUAACCAGCUCAAUUUCUGAGGAUUUCACUUAUAUAGUUAUUCACUUAAGUGGGAAUUCAAAGUUAAUUUGAACUCUUUAAGGUCAAAAUAGCCGAACUGGAAAAAGUCUCCAAGUCACUUAUGUUUUCUGUUCAGCUACUCUGGCCUUAAAUUCUUACUUUGGUAAAUAACCCUGUUAGUAUACAAUUUGGACCACUUAACAUAAACAUUAAAAAUACAUAUGUUUUUCUUUGGAACCUAUUUAUCCACUUAAAGGGUUACUCCAAGCACCAUGACCACUUCAGUAACUUGAAGUGGUUAUGGUUCCUGAAGUCUGUAUGAGCAGAGUUUAUCUAUGAAAUUAACAUUGGAUACCAAUGUUGUAAUACACAGUCUAUAACUGAACCGGUAGGGAUGUCAUGCAAUGGUGGCUGGUAAAGUUUUAGGGUGCCAGACCCCUCCCCUGGAUUUUGUAUCCAUCACUUCUGUAGUCACCAUCUUCUGGCAUGCGGCAUCUGUCUGCUUGAUAUCAUGUACUCAAACCCUAAUGAUAGUCUCCAUAAAAUAUACGGAGAUCCUUAUACAAUACUCAGGUACCUUUACACCAUACAGAUAUACCAAUAAAAUAGACAGAGUAAGGUACAAUACAGAGAUUACCCAUACAACACAAUGCUUCAGUUUUCUCUAACUCUAGCUCUCACUUUUUUAACACCCUCUUCUGUCCUAUGACAAGUUUAGUGUUUCAGUAAAUGGUGCUGCUAUGAAACAUAUCAGCUACGUUUGACUCAUUAUUGGUUACCAACACAGGGUUAAAGCAGCAGGAAAGGCCUGACAUUUAAUCAGCUGCAGACCACCUUGCCGUACAGUAGCCCGUUUCCGGUAAAAAGGCUUCGUAAUAUAAUUUUAUGAGUCCACAAGCGAAACAAGUAUUAGAUUACAACCGGAGUAUUCCAGUGAAAUAAGCAUAAAGCAUCUUCCUCUAACAAGAUUCGUAGUGACUCACUGGUAAGAUGAUAGAUUUGGGCACCCUUGGAAUUAGGGAUGUAAUGCAUUAAUUCCAUCAGUAGAGUGAACUGACAUGUUGGAGGCUUAUGAUUGGACCUUUUGAAUUUCUUAUUUGCAUAAUGGGACGGCUGUUCUUUGGCACUGAAAACGGAUGGCUACUCACCACCGAUUGGCUUAAACUUUAAUUUCAGCAAGGCACCUGGAAUAUAAAAGGGAUGUUUAGGUCAGUACAGAUUUAACUCCUGACUAGGGUGCACUCUUGUGGCACCAAAACGCGCGUCGGGUUUUUCUUUGUUUCACUAAUUUUAACUGAGCACUCUAUCACUUUGUGCAGGUAACCAACAAUCUUAGUAUGGUUCUGCAGACUUAUAUGUCAUAGUUUUCGCUUAUCAUUUUCCUCCUUCCUAAUCAUGAACCUAUCUUUAGGGGUGCAUAUCUCACGAUCAUUUGCAAUAUAAAUGGUGGGGCUUAUUUAGAGUGAUGUUAGCUUGGCAAAGAUCCUCUGAUUUUGUAGUCUAAGCUUUACUCCUAGCUACUAAUCGCAGCUCUUUAGCAAGUUUAGAAAGGGGUAAGGCUUUGAGAGACUAAACUAUUCAGUGAUGCUUGGAUUCUUUAGCCGAAGUUCGCAAUGCUCGUUACAUUUUUAAACUCCUAAUUGCUUCUGAGUGACAAAUAGAUACGUUGUGUCAUUUAAGCAUUGAAUGAAACACACUUUCUAAUUUGCAGUUACACAGUAUGGGUGGUUUUUUACCUCCAUACAUUCUUAGUGUUGCAUUCACCCCUUAAAAAGGUCCGCAGAUACCCCUAGCUUAAUUAGGUAGCACUAAUUAUCAUUAUUUCUUUGCUACAUUCAUCUUUUAAGCUAUUGAUAUUUUUGAGAGUUGUUCAGAGGGAUCUGUUUCCUGAUUAGGCUCCCGGUUUUUGUACAUUUAUAUUUAGUUACAGACAGGGAACUUGUGAAUGAUUAUUAAGUGCCAAGGGAGUUGGAGGUGAGCCUAUUAGCGGUAGUUUUUAUUUUUAUCUGGUUCUGACCUUCCAAGGUGGGAGCACGGUUAGAUACUGUUAUGUUCUAAUUUAGUAUUUUUUUCAUUUUUGAUACAGUAUUUUAAAUGUUUCAUUAUUAUAAAUUUGAAUUCCAGUUGAUACUUUACGAUCUGGAUUUUAUAUCCAGUAGUUGGAGUAUCCUUAAUGUUUCAUGCAUAGGGGUUAUGCCCCACGACACUUCUGGAGUGUCUACUAAGGUGUUAUUCUCUACAAGCUGGGAGGGCUAGUCCGUUUUGGAACAGCCACCACUUGUAGAAUUAUUUCUGUAUUAGUAAGUUUGCCUGUAGUAAGCUUCUCUAAUGUGAGCUUGUGUAUGGAUCAGGGAACCUGUGUGUGUCUGUGAGCUUGUAUGUGUCGGUGAGCUUUUAGUGAUCUUGUAUGUGUCAGUGUGCUUGUGUAUGGAUCAGAGAGCUUGUGUCUGUUGGUGAGCUUGUGUGUGUGUCAGUGAGCUUGUAGUGAACUUGUGUGUGUCAGUGAGUAUCACACUUACUGACACACUUGUGUGUGUCAGUGAGCUUGUAUGUGUCGGUGAUCUUGUAGUGAUCUUGUAUGUGUCAGUGUGCUUGUGUAUGGAUCAGAGAGCUUGUGUGUGUCUGAGCUUGUAGUAAGCGUGUGUGUGUGUCAGUGAGCUUGUAGUGAACUUGUGUGUGUCACACUUAUUGACACCCUUGCGUGUGUCAGUAAGUGUGUGUGUGUGUCAGUGAGCUUGUAGUAAGCUUGUGUGUGCCAGUGAGCUUGUGUGUGUCAGCUUGUGUAUGGAUCAGGGAGCUUGUGUGUGCCAGUCAGCUUGUGUAUAUCAGUGAACUUGUAUGCUUGUGUGUGUCAGUCAGCUUGUCUGUAGUGAGCUUAUGUAUGGAUAAGGGAGCUUGUGUGUGUCACUGAGCUUGUGUGCAAUGAGUUUGUGUGUGUGUGUCAGUAAGUUUGUCUAUAGUAAACAGUCUAUUGUGAACUUGUGUGGGUCAGAAAGCUUCUGUAUGUCAGUGAGCCUGUGUAUGGAUAAGGAAGCUUGUGUGUGUCAGUGAGCUUGUGUGUAUCAGUGAACUUGUACUGUGCUUGUGUUUGUCAGUGAGCUUGUUGUAAGCUUGUGUGUGUCCGUGAGAUUGCCUGUAGUAAGCUUGUCUAUUGUGAGCUUGUGUGGGUCCGAGAGCUUCUGUAUGUCAGUGAGCUUGUGUGUGUGUCAGCGAGCUUGCCUGUAGUAAGAUUGUCUGUUGUGAUCUUGUGUAUGGGGCAGGGAGCUUCUGUGUGUUUGUGAGCUUGUGUGUCAGUAAGCUUGCCUGUAGUAAGCUUGUCUAUUGUGAGCUUGUGUGGGUCAGAGAGGUUCUGCAUGUCAGACUUUGUGUGUGUCAGUGAGCUUGUCUGUAGUAGGCUUGUGUAUGGGGGCAGGGAGCUUGUGUGUGUGUUGGUGAUCUUGUGUGUCCAUGAGCUUGCCUGUAGUAAUCUUGUGUGGGUCAGAGAGCUUUUGUGUGUCAUGGAGCUUGUGUGGGUUAGAGCACUUCAGUGUUCAUUAGUGAGCUAAUGUGGGUCAGAGAGGUUGUGUGUGUCAGUGAGCUUGUCUGUAGAGUGCUGGAGUGAACUUGUCAACAAGCUUGUAGGUUGUGAGCUUGUGCAUGGGUCAGAGAGCAUUUGUGUGUAUCGGUGAGCUUGUUUGUGUUGUUGAGUCUGGCUGUAGUUAGCUUGUGAGUGUCAGUGAGCCGGUGUGUGUGCCAUUGAGCUUGAUUGAUUUUUUAAUGUGUAACAUGCUUUUAUAUAUUUGCUGCAAUUAUACCAGUGGCAGGUUGAUACCGAUAUGCUGAUAUUCGGCAUGGAUGAUUGCCCUGCUUAAAGAAUUGUCCCCAAGCCAGUCACAACAGAGAGGGGGUGGCUUGGAGGGUGGAUGUUACAGCACCCAUGGAUCAUCUGAAGCGAAGGGCUGUAGGUAAGAAGAAAUAUAAUGGCUCACAAAGCACAUAAAUAUAAACAAUACAAACACACUAUGUGACACGAAGAAUUAGCUGCUUUCUGUUCCCAGUCCGGCCCUGGCAGACCAUGAGACUGGUAGGGAGAAAAAAAAGACAAUAUUAUAGAAUAUUAUAUCUUCCUUCAGCACCAAAAAAGCCAAAUGAAAAUCCAUAAUGUUGCAUAGAAACUAUUAAAAUAGAAAAAGGACCGAAUCACCCCCCCAAGAAAUCAUGCUGAAAUAAAAAAAAUGCCCUAUGAAAAACAAUCCAUCUUCCCCAAUGCGAUGGCUCUGCACAUACUGAGCUUGCAGGGCAGGAAAACCUUAUAAAUUUGACCACUGAGCCGGUCUCUUAGAGGGUGACACCCUCACCCCGUUAACUUACAGUACUGCCUCAGUAACAUUGGCACUUGAUUACGAAGACAAACACCCUUUCAAAGCGUACUUCUGUACUUGAACCUGCUCUGUUUUCCACAGACUGGAAGAUACGUAUAGUUUCUCAUCAUGAGUGACUCACCUCAAUCUCCCACUCAAGACUCAGUCUUUGAUCAACGCUGCAGUAGCAGCCUCAGUGGAAAAGGCCAUCUCCAAAACACUGGUACAAGACCCCCCAGAAGCCACGGGCCCCUGAUGAACCACUUGCUACUGACGCCAUGGGUUUUGAAACAGUACCCAAACGACAUUGGAAGGGCACCAACUUGGGCCCUUGAAAGACUAAAGGCAAAGCCCCGCUGAAACAAAGCCACCAAGUAGAGAUACAGGAUCUGACUCCCACUCCAUUUCUGUCUUUGGAUGAGGAAGGGUCUCUCCCUCCCCCCUCUCUAGUGGUAGUUGAUGAAUCCGAGGAGGAAGAAUGGCAAGGUGUGCCUCAAUCGGACUCUCGUUAUGUCCAAGAUGGUCCCUUUCAAAAGGGAGACUCCCACAAAACCGCGGACCAAGAUGAGAUGGUACUUUUGUUGCCCCACAUGGUGUGCCUCUGUUUAACCCUCACACAAUCAGACACGUGAGGUCUUCGGAAUGCCAGAACAGCCAGAUCAUCUGGCACAAUUUAUUAAUUUCUGGUUACAGAAAGCUAUAAAGAAGGAGGUGCACUCUCGCCUUUGGACUGAAUACCCUCGCCCCCCAAAAUUCACCAAAGGUGCUGUGCAAUUCGCUCCAGAUGACACUGGAUAUUUCAGCUAUAUCUUUGUGGUCAGGAAGAAGACGGGAGACUAUUGACCCAUCCUCAACCUACGCCAACUCAAAGGGAUCAUCCAUCUGUUGCGGGAUCUACUCCUGUCAUAAGAUUACAGAUCUGUGUUUAGUGCAAUAUUUCAAUAGUUACUUAACUAGCUUUGAUGAGAAUCAGUGGUAAACCAGCAAGUAUACCUUAAACAAAAAAAUAGUAGACAAUAGUGUAAAAUCUUAUUAUAUAUUUUAAGGUAAAAAAUCUUAUAUGGUCCAGAGCUAAUCCACCUAGCUCUGGUGUGUAUUGCUUUUAGCUCCCCUCUCCCGUAUGAGUUCUUUUAAUGGAUCCCUUUAUCCAGUGAUCUAUCUCAGAGUGAAACUAAAUUUUGGAAAUAGUGUUAUAUUGCUUUAAGAGAGAAACCUAUGAGUAGUAAUUGUUUUACUCGCAAACGUGGAGCCUGCAUCUUGACUUCGUAUUGUAGCUUUGUAUGGUUGAGGACCACACCACCUUCUUUUAUAAGUGCAGGAACACUCACAUGGUCCAGAGUUAAUCCACCUAGCUCUGGUGGGUAUAGCUUUUGGGUUUGUUUGGUUGACCUCUCCCCUCUCCCGUAUUAGUUCUUUUAAUGGAUCCCUUUAUCCAGUGAUGUAUCUCAGAGUGAAAUAAAAUUUUGGAAAUUGUGUAAUAUUGCUUUAAGAGAGAAACUAAGUAAUGGUGCAGGAACUCAGGUAAUGGUAUUCAAAGUGUUACUUUAUUAUAUUUAUAAAAAUCACAAAGUAUAAUAUUCGUAUAUGUUUUCAUAUUGCAAUAUCUUUGUUGUUUUUAUAAAUCAAAUAAAGUAAUACUUUUUAAAUACCAUUACCUGAGUUCCUGCACCAUUACUUAGUUUCUCUCUUAAAGCAAUAUUACACAAUUUCCAAAAUUUUAUUUCACUCUGAGAUGCAUCACUGGAUAAAGGGAUCCAUUAAAAGAACUAAUACGGGAGAGGGGAGAGGUCGCCCAAACAGACCUAAAAGCUAUACCCACCAGUGCUAGGUGGAUUAACUCUGGCCCUUGUGAGUGUUCCAUAUAAGAUUUUGCUCCUUAAUAUAUAAUAAGGUUUACACUAUUGUCUACUAUCUUUCUAUACUUGUUGGUUUACCACUAAUUUUCAUCAAAGCCAGUUAAGUAACUUAAAUAUUGCACUAAACACAGAUCUCUACACUUGCUGCACUUUAAAGGUAUAUAGUGCUCCACUGUUUUUUAUAGAAAUUUCACUUUUUCUGUGUUUUUGAAGGUUUGCACAUUCAGUGUGGUAGCAGCUAAUAAUUGAAGAAUUUUUGAUUAAUUAAUAAGAGUUUUUAACACACAACCCUUUUUUGUACCUUUCAUAAGAUUAGUUCACUCGUUUGGACUUGAAGGACGCAUACCUUUCCAUGCUAAUCGCACCGGAGAGUCGACCAUUCCUUUGCUUCAUUUGGCGGGACUGACCGUGCCAAUUUACAUGCCUUUCGGACUCAGCUCAGCCCCAUAGUGCUUCACAAACUACUGAAGCCGGUCAUUGCACACCUUCGAUCCAAAGGUAUCCGUUGCCUUAUGUACCUAGACGACAUACUGAUAUUCUGCGAGUCCGCAUCCAGACUACGCUCUCAAACGAGUUUUAUAGUUUGAUUUCUAGAAUCAAUUUUGAUUUUCUCAAUCAAUUGGGUUUUAUAGUGAACAGGGAGAAAUCUGCUUUUUCUCCGUCCCUAAUAGUACAAUUCCUCGGGUUCUAAAUAUAUUCAACGAAAUGUGUCUUACGCCUUUCCACUUCAAAAGUGGCCUCAAUUCGCAAGGAGAUAUGUUGUAUACUCUGCAAAGACUCCAUUCCCCUUCGGCUCCCUACCAUGCUAUGCAAUGCCUGAAGGCCCAUUACCUGUGGACAGGGCAAUCCUACGACCAUUGAAAGCCAGUCUUACCAGAGGUGUGAACGGAACUUCGUUGGUGGCUCCUACAAAUGCAAGCCUGGAACAGCAGAUCUAUCUGCGGAUCCACACCGGAUUUCAUAGUGGAGUUGGACACCAGCCUCUUGGGCUUUGGAACUCACUGCACACAUGCCUCCACAGGGGGCCCAAGGUCAGGGGAAUAGACAAACCUUCACAUAAAUUCCCUGAAACUAAUCACAGGUUAAUUUACCAUCCGCAGCCAAGGACAUGUCCUAUUGCUGCAUUCUCCUCCACAUGGACAAUACAUAAACCACCUGGGCGGAGCCCGAUCUCGUUCUCUGUGAGAAGUAACGAGCAACAUUUACUGAUUCUGCUUUCCCUGCAAAAUCACUCAUCUGCUGAUCCUACAGGAACACUCUGAACUGGUGGCCUGGAGUCUGGUCCAUCGAUUGCCUAUCACAAUCGACUAGGGACCUUCCACUGGGAACUAGACAUAGUUUUUUCACCGCAUGGAAAACUUGGAGAAGUUGGUAUUUGAAGAGGAACUGUGAUCCCUUUACAGCACAUAUGAUUGUAGUGCUGAACAUUUUAUCACACCUUUUUUUUGUCUGGUCGUUUAUACCGUUCCAUCAACGUUGUACGUUCGGCGAUCUCGGUGUCUCACGUCCAGGUCAUUCCAGUCAGGCAGGACCCUUUGAUAUGUUGCUUAUUAUGAAGUAUCAAACUAUCCAGACCCCGAUAUAUACAUAUGGUUAUGGGACGUAGAUGUAGUUCUCCUCUUCCUACGGGAUUGGUCAGAUAACUCAGACAUUCGCAUAGAAAACUCUUGGCAAAGCUCACAUUACUUUUAUGUCUUGUUUCCUUUCAUUGGGCUUUGGAAGUGGGAGUGUUCGACAUGGAUGGUUUUUCUGUAUCUCCGGAUGGAGUUUCCUUUGCGGUCCUACGGCAGACCAAAACGGACUCUACAUCUGUGUCAUAUCCAUCUUUCUUGACGGUUCCCCGUCUCUGUGUGGUGAACACAGGCUUUCACAAUCGGGUCAACUUCUCGUUUCAUAUACCAAACCGUACAAACCAGUUACGACCACCACAUUAGCUAGGUGGGUAUGUUAGCUUUUGUCCCUGGCGGGCGUGGAGACCUGUUUCAGUGCUCACUCUGUACGGGGCUUGGCUGUGUCUCGGGAUUUCACAAUGGUGCCUCCUUUGCUGAUAUUGUCUGUGCUGUGGAUUGGACACUGGAAGAUACUUUCAGGGUCUUUUAUUUCUGUCAGACUUCACACGCAUCCUUUGCUUUUCUGCCACAGCGUUAAAAAUGCAAAAUAUGAAGCCUUCUGUCAUGUGAUUAUGCUAAAGUAGUGUACCUAUAAUCUUAAUUUUAAUAAUGACUGGAGGCAAGUAUUUUCCCUCAAUGGGAUUCACACCCUUUUAUGACUAUUGUAUAUUAGUCGGAAUGCAUUUCUCUUUAGUUUUAUCCAGUUACUGUGAUAUUUUUAUGGUUGCAUUAUUUUAGAUACAUUGAUGGUUUCAUUGUAUUUCAGGAUUGGUGUAAAAUCUUUAUCUACUACAUCUUGUAUAAUAUCUUUAAUUCAUAUGUAUAAUUUUAUAUAUAUAUAUACCAAUAUAUAUUUACGAUAACUUAAUGAUAUGUGGACAUCGUUUUUUUGCCACCACCUUUCACUUGUUUCUGUUCUUUUUUCAGUGUGACCUUCAGCUACGGUCUCAGGAGUGGAUAUGUUGGACUACUUCACUCUUCAAAAUUUUCAUUAUGGUUCCUGAUGUUAUAAUAGACAUCAAAGAAAGAGGAG